Molecule: messenger RNA, 64875 nt
Organism: Coregonus sp. 'balchen'
Lineage: Eukaryota; Metazoa; Chordata; Actinopteri; Salmoniformes; Salmonidae
Source: the annotation of a GenBank genome assembly
AUGGCCCCCCGGAAGCGUGGCGGCGGCGGCGGCGGUGGCAUCUCCUUCAUCUUCUGCUGCUUCCAGAGUGGCAGCGACCACCCAGAGAUCACCUACCAGCUGCGCGAGGACUUUGCCCUGCAGACCAUGGAGCCUUCGCUGCCCAUGCCAGGCUAUGACGAGCUGGACGGCAUGUUCUCCGAGUUGGUGGUACGUAGCAACCAGAGUUUCCUUUUUGGUAUUAUUGUCAGUGUUGUCAUGAUUUAUCUUCUGAACAUGGGCCACAGUUGGAAAUGAGCUAUGUUGCUAGCUUGUUCUCAUAGACCACAAGCAAAAAAAAGCAUACAUUUACAUGUUGCUUAUGAGUGCAUUUCACACUACUUUUGGAUUACAAUUGGAUUGUAAGGCUCGAAUGUCCUGCUUAAUAUAAUGUUUGUGUAAUCGUCGCUAACCAACUGCAUUAAACUUAAAAAUCACUUCAACUACAACCAGUAAAAUGCUAUUUUUCCUCUCGUCUCAGUUUAGCUGCCUUUUCUCAUCCUUUCAGUCUGUUGCUCUCACUUCUUUCCCCUGCCAUCCACUGCCUAUGUGGUCCUCUGACAUGGUUGCCACACUUAUGCAGGCCGCCACCAGAUCGUUUUGCACAUCAAUAGACCCCAUUGAGAGGCCCUGUGUCUUGGCCUCCUCCUUCUGCUAAUUGCUUGUUUUUGUCUGGCCCGCCCUCCCUCUCUCCAGCCUGAAUUGAAUAAGUGGAGUGUGACGACAAAGGGGGCUUCCAGUCGCUAUGUUUUCACUGAGGGGAUAGACACAAGCCAUCCACCCGCCAUCCCCCAUUUGUCUGGGUCGGAGGUAAUCUCAGUGAAAAGGCUUGAAAAGAUUAGGGCUGGCAGGGAGAAUGGCGGCCACCUAUAAUAUACCAUUACCAUUACACUUGAACUUUGGAUAUUUAACAGAUUUAUAUUCUGCUCAACUGUAGACAUAAAGGGGAUUGUUUGCUCUUGUAUAAGGAGGGGAGGGCAACCAGGUGGUUGUCCCUGUAGUCUUGAAUAUCCUUUAUCUCGGGUGUCCUUUCCCUUGUGACCAGUGACAGGCUUGUGACCACUAGCCUGGUAUUGGUCAUGGGGCUAGAAGGUAUGAAGGAAACUGUUUGAGACAAUUCCAGCAGCAUUUAGUCUCCCAUCUAAGGAUCAGCCAGGCCCGAUCCUACUUAGCUUCAGAGGCAAGCCAACAGCGAGAUGCAGGAUGGUAUUACAUGGUAUAGUAUGGCGACUAAAUCAAACGAAUGAUGAUUGUCCCCUUCAUAAAAGCUAUUUUGUUAUUUUAUAACAAUGCAGCAGUCACUAUCCUUGUAGGAACCUGAAUUGAUUCCUUGAGUCAGAUAGAUUGUAGAUGGUGAGGCACUCUAUUCUCUUGUCAUAAUUUAAUUCAGUCUGCGUGCCACAGUAACAAUUCUAUCCUUUGUCUUUUGGAUCGUUUCCACAAAAAUAGUAUAUUUUGAGUAGUGUAACUUGGUGAGAAAAAAAAGUUGUAUUUCUUAUAAUUUUAACAUUCUGUAAUAAAGAGCACAUCAGAUUAAUAAAAAAAGUUUUCCCAUCUCAAGAGGUUAAAUAUAAAAACGACUAUAGUAAAUGCCAAAUUAAAUAACAGGGUUGAGCAUAACAGGGUUGACGAUUUCACCUUAAAUCAGACAUCAAUCCCAUUGUGACAAGAGGAAUGGAAGCUUGUUGUGUGCAACAGGGAGAGGUAAUUGAAUGCAAGUUUUAAAAUAUAUAUAUAUUUAUUUUUACAACAUUUCUAUCCAUGGGUAACAGGAUUGACAUGUUAAACUCAACCCGCUCAGUUUUCCACCACAAAACACCAGAAAAUGACCAAAAAGAGUAGAACCAUCUCACUUGCUUUUACACUGAUUUUACUAUUAGAUGUUUGUUUCUUUAAAAAAUAUAUAUAUAUAUAUAAUAAAGGAAUCGUUUCACCAUAAUAAAACGAAAGUUCAGUUCACAUAACAGGGUUGACCUUAAAAUGAGGGACAGUUGAUUUUUUAAAUGAAUCAUUAAUCCCAUGAAAUAAAUCAUCUCCAGAAAGGACUUUGUCGAACUAGUGCUUUACAAUGAUGGUGAAAACAUGGAGGAAUUUGGGGGUUAAGUAGGUAAAAAGGGUGCACAGAGGGACAUGCCAAAAUGCAGAAUUGUAGCAAGUCUUUAUUCAUAUAAAACAAAGCCCAUUUAUACAUUUUUUUUAUGUGGUCUAUCUUAUAAAGGGCACUUCAUUUUAAUAUAACAGGCUUUUAAAAUUCAAUAUUGGUGCACACUUUCUACUUAAAAUACCAAAGGGAUGCAAAAGGGACUCAUUUCGUGGAACGACCCUUUUGAGUCGCUAAGUUGAAUCACAGGGCAUAUGAAUUGAGCUGCCACUGGCCUUAUAACUAGCGUAGAGCCUGUGCUAAUAUGAUUAGGGAAAAUUAAAAAUUUAAUAUAUUUUACUGCACUUUCACUGCGUCUUUUUAAUGUUUUGUGUCUGUAGGCAGAUGCUGGAUAAAUGUGGGGAUUUUCCCAAAGACUGUAGGACAGUUGGUGGAGGCUGUAGUGUUCCUUGGUGGAGGCUCUGAGAUGCUUGAAGUCUGGCGACUUCACCGAGCAGCUCACAGAGCAUGGAGACAUUGCCAGUCUCAUUUUAGAUUGUGUCAGAACAUCUUAAGACCUCAAUGGCAAUCUGCGUGCUGCUGUCUCUAGCCAUGAAUGUCGCAUGGAAGCAUCUUGUAAUGCAUCUUUGUAAUCUGUCUUUUUUUUUUUACAAUGUCCAAAAUGUUGCAUCACAUGCUAUUGCUAGCUGAAGUGUCGUCCUGUGUAUUGGUGUGCAACAAGCGCUGUUUUGUGGAGAGAAAAUACAUUAAACAUAGUUGUACUGAUAGUUAGGCUUUGCCUUUUAUAGGCCCAAAUAGACACUUCCCUGGGGAACGAAAGAGAGUAACCUAAUUGUUCUUCUGAACCACAGCUGUACCUCAAAAGGAAUACCAUAUUAGGGAAAUACUGGAAGAUCCAUAAAUCAUAUGCUUAAUGUUAAACUGAGAUUAAUUUGGGAUUUAAAAGGCCAACCAACUAGUCCUGUGUCUUUUUCUUUGUCUUGGUCUUAUAAGUGGAAUAAAACAAACUCAGUCAUAUUAAAAUAUAUUUAGACCUUGAUUCAAGAAAACCUGCCUCAGCAAUGUUUAUACAGUACCUUUGUUUAUGCAACGAGCUACUGCCAGGCAGCGAAGCCUUAUUCUGAAACUGGAAGCAUCGUUCGAAGAGCCUUCUUUGUCUUUACUCAACACAAAACCAGAUUUUAUUUGACUACAGGAAAAAUGGGUUUGUUUAUAUGCUACCACAGAAAUCAAAACACAUCCGGACAGGAUUCAAUUGGACAUGUAGCAAUGCGCAGACAUAAGCAGUGACAUAAGUACAAGUGUGAGUCUUUGUUGCUGUAUUUGUCUAUUGCUGUACAUCUAAGAGUGAAAUUGAUUGUUUGAAUUUUCAGGCAUUGUUUUUGGCUUGUCUGUAUCUUGAUAUCUCUAGCACUAUAUGGUAGUUGAUUCAGAACAGCCCCCUUCUUGAUGGCCCUAGGAGGAUAGGCUACUGGAGCUAGGUAGGAGAGGCCUAUCUGGUGAGGUCAUCUAAAGAGGCCUUCAGCCUCCCACUACUCAUCAGCUGGCAGCUUGGCUCAUCCCUGCCUUAUGACAGUUAACUUAAGCUCUACUGGCUCUGGUUUCCCUCAACAUGCUAUCUUUCAUAGCAUUCGUUUAUACACAACAUGGGAACUCUCUGGCCCUGUACACAUAAAGUCUGCAUAAAGCCCACUAAGGCCAUUGCCAGAUGUCUGUCAUGGCGGGCAUCUUUUGAACGUUCCCCCCCCCCACAAACAUAAAUAACAUGUUUGAUGACCAUGACACAUUGCAAUGAAGGUCAGAUGUCUCAUGAUGACUUUGAUGUAUGUGUUAUGUUGCUAGCUGAACUAUAGAUCUUGAUAUGUAAUGCUAUAAUGCUCUAUAAUUUUAAUCUUAUCAAUGGAUUUGUUUGAAAUGACAUGGAACUCUUUCCUUAUUACUGUGGUAAGGACAUUUGUGCCUGUCAUAAGUCUAAGUGUAGAAGCAAAUCCUUGUCUAGGGUUAGUGACUAUUAUACAAUGUUGCUUUCUUAUAUGACGCCCAGCUGACCAAGUCCUGUCUUUGAUCAGUGGCAGGUUGACUGGAGUGCUGUCCAGUGAGCUUGAAGUGGAGGUUGGUGGAUGGAGCCUUGGGUGCCUGUCUGCCAUUUUCUUUUUUAUUUACACAGCUAAAGCUCUGAAAUGGAGAUGGCCUUUGGGAAGCAUAACACUAGCUUGUUAUCAUUAUGCUACUACUUCAGAUGAAACGGCUUGGCUGGUCGGCUUUGCAUACGGAUGACAUGCAAAGCCGACCAGAGCCGACGUUGACGUACUUACAUUUACAUUUACAUUUUAGUCAUUUAGCAGACGCUCUUAUCCAGAGCGACUUACAGGAGCAAUUAGGGUUAAGUGCCAUGCUUAAGGGCACAUCGACAGAUUUUUCACCUAGUCGGCUCGGGGAUUAGAACCAGCGACCUUUCGGUUACUGGCACAACGCUCUUACCCACUAAGCUACCUCUAGUUUAAAACAAUUGUAACCUGUUACUAUGACUGCCUCCACAGGGUAACACAGGCAAUUAAUACUAAAUGAUAAGGUAAUGGAGAAUAUUAAAUACUCCAUUCAUAGUUUUCCCCCCAACAUGUUAGCUAUUAUGUUAUGUUUUUUUCUACUUUGUAAUGUAAUUAAUGUCCUACAUUUCAGAAUAAAAGCUCUGUUUUAAGCAUUGCACAACUAUUUGCAAUGCAUUGGCCACCUCCUAACCAGAAAUAGAUGUCUCAUGUCCUAUAUGCAACGUUGGCUAAAAUGCUUCUAGCGGUACCACAAUGCCACGCGCAACAGAAACUGAGUAUUAAUUUUCCACAAUCAAUGUUCAUUGAUACUCUUGUUUUAGUAGGGUCUGCUCUGUUCUACAUUUUGGGAGUUGAGACAUAAAAAAGGUAUAAUUUCAAAAGGUUAAGUUCUCGUCUAUUACAGUAAAAUGUCUCUAAGCGUUUCGGUGUCCAUAUGACCGAUUCUGUUGGACCAAACCUCAUGUAAAUGGCGAGUUUAAACUGCAUGUUGUCAGAGAGGAAGAAGUUAUCUUUCAUCAUUGUUGUUGUGAGUGUGUAAAUGGGAAGGUGCACACAGCACAGAAGGAGCGAAGGAGACGAGACCAAAAAGACAACGCUCAUAAAAACGAAAUAAAAUACAAAUCUAUAUUCUUGCCAUACAGGCAUUUGGAACAUCGUGCUAAAACAUACAUUGGAAUUAAUUCUAUAUAUCGCCCAGCCAUAGCAUGACGCUAUUAAUUAUGCACCCAAAACAUCUGGCUUGCGUUUGAUCUGGCUUGCGUGUUACACAACAGCACAGGUACUAAUUUAACAAUUCCACGGGUCCGCCACUGCCGUAGCUGAAAAAUAAUUAAGAGGAAGAGCUCCUCCACCCUGCAUCCCUUCCCAGUGGCUCCCUGCCCAGAUAGGAACCCUAUGAACACAUGUGAGAUAGUGUUCAGUUCCAGAGAGAGUGCCUGUUUGCUGCAAAUGUGGUUGCAUGCAGAAAUUAUAGUUGGAUAGUCGAGCUGACUCUCUCACACCCCCCGCCCCACGAAGACAUACCAGUACACACAUUUUCUACACAGACUUGCAUGCAUGCUCUGACAUAGUUAGUACUCACACACAGUGCACAUGGAUAUAUACAGACACAUGGACACCAUUAAAUUAACAUGACAUGUUAAUCAUUUGACAGACACUUUGGCUAAGACUGACUUACAAUAAGUCUAUCCUGGCUUUGUUGAUCACUUUGUUCACUGUCCGAGGGAGGAAGUCUUUUUAGGUUAAAAUACAUUUAGAGAACAAUGCAGUCUCUAGUCUUGUGUGGUUGUCGGUGUUGCUAUCAGAGGUUUGUGGCAAAGAUUUGGUUCUGCAGUACCUGAUGAAAGACUUAUUUUGAUUCAUACAGUGCAGUAGGUUUUCUUUCAAGACAAAAAUGUAGCUCACUGGCCUGUGAGCAUUUGCUUGCAAGUUCAUUCUUGAUUGUUGUUACUUAAAAUCAUGGUAUUUUUCUUCACAUGACCAAGACCCAUAUCCACAAAGCAUCAAAGAUGCUUAAAGAUCUAGACAAACAGAAAGCCACAGGACUGGAUAACAUCCCAGCUAGAUUCCUUAGUGAUCGUAUCGGACCUUAUGUAACACACAUCAUCAACCUUUCCAUUCAACAUGAAAGGUACCACAAGAGUUGAAGAGUUGUUCCUUUAUACAAGAAAGGAAGCAAAGUUGAUCAAGGGAACUACAGACCAGGGUCAAUCCUGAGUGUGUUGUCAAAGAUUUUAGAAAAAGCACUCCAUGAACAGAUCAUAAAGUACAUUGAUGACCAUUACAUUUUAUAUGACCUUCAGUCCGGUUUUGGACAAUCCUAUUCUACCAACACUUGUUAUAAUAAUUAUAAUAUAAUAUGCCAUUUAGCAGACGCUUUUAUCCAAAGCGACUUACAGUCAUGCGUGCAUACAUUUUUUUUGUGUAUGGGUGGUCCCGGGGAUCGAACCCACUACCUUGGCGUUACAAGCGCCGUGCUCCACCAGCUGAGCUACAGAGGACCUUGUUUACUAUACUUGACAGAUUUUAUCAACAUUGAAGGUCCCCAAGAACACAGUGGCCUCCAUCAUUCUUCAAUGGAAGAAGUUUGGAACGACCAAGACUUCCUAGAGCUGGCCGCUCAGAUAGAGCUCCAGAGUUCCUCUGUGGAGAUGGGAGAACCUUCCAGAAGGACAACCAUGUCUGUAGCACUCCACCAAUCAGGCCUUUAUGGUAGAGUGGCCAGACGGAAGCCACUCUUCAUUAAAAGGCACAUGACAGCCCGCUUGGAGUUUGCCAAAAGUCUCCUAAAGGACUCUGACCAUGAUAAACAAGAUUCUCUGGUGUGAUGAAACCAAGAUUGAACUCUUUGGCCUGAAUACCAAGCGUCACGUCUGGAGGAAACCUGGCACCAUCCCUACAGUGAAGCAUGGUGGUGGCAGCAUCAUGCUGUGGGGAUGUUUUUCAGCAGCAGGGACUGGGAGACUAGUCAGGAUAGAGGGAAAGAUGAACGGAGCAAAGUACAGAGAGAACCUUGAUGAAAACCUGCUCCAGAGCGCUCAGGACCUCAGACUGGGGCGAAGGUUCACCUUCCAACAGGACAACGACCCUAAGCACACAGACAAGACAACGCAGGAGUGGCUUUGGGACAAGUCUCUGAAUGUCCUUGAGUGGCCCAGCCAGAGCCCGGACUUGAACCCGAUCUAACAUCUCCUCUGGAGAGACCUGGAAAUAGCUGUGCAGUGACUCUCCCCAUCCAACCUGACAGAGCUUGAGAGGAUCUGCAGAGAAGAAUGGUAGAAACUCCCCAAAUCAAAUUUUAUUUGUCACAUGCGCCGAAUACAACAGGUGUAGACCUUACAGUGAAAUGCUUACUUACAAGCCCUUAACCAACAAUGCAGUUUUAAGAAAAACAAUGCAUAUAGUCCAGGUAGCCAUUUGAUUAGCUGUUCAAGAGUCUUAUGGCUUGGGAGUAGAAGCUGUUAAGAAGCCUUUUGGACCUAGCAUUGGCGCUCCGGUACCGCUUGCCGUGUGGUAGCAGAGAGAACAGUCUAUGACUAGGGUGGCUGGAGUCUUUGACAAUUUUUAGGGGUUUCCUCUGACACUGCCUGGUAUAGAGGUCCUGGAUGGCAGGAAGCUUGGCCCCAGUGAUGUACUGGGCCGUACGCGCUACCCUCUGUAGUGCCUUGCGGUCGGAGGCCAAGCAGUUGCCAUACCAGGUGUGCCAAGCUUGUAGCGUCAUACCCAAGAAGACUUGAGGCUGUAAUCGCUGCCAAAGGUGCUUCAACAAGGUACUGAGUAAAGGGUCUGAAUACUUAUGUAAAUGUUAUAUUUCAGUUUUUUUUUAAAUAUAUUUGCAAAUAUUUCUAGAAACCUGUUUUUGCUUUGUCAUUAUGGGGUAUUGGGUGUAGAUUAAUUAGGGGGGGAAAUGAUUUAAUCUAUUUUAGAAUAAGGCUGUAACGUAACAAAAUGUGGAAAAGGUCAAGGGGUCUGAAUACUUUCCGAAUGCACUGUACUUGGGAUAUGAACUGGACCAACACAUGAACGGUGAACUCAUGGCUCUGAAUGUCAUUGGGGAUGUUCAUUCCAGAACAAAGAUCCUGGCAAGGGUAGCCAAGUUCCUGGAUACAGAGACUAUGAGGACCCUGGCAACAUCUCCGAUAUGGUGCCACUGUGACUAUGCUUGUAUCUCAUGGUUCAGUGGCAUUAAAAAAACUCUGAAGUACAAACUUCAAAUGGCCCAAAACAAACUAAUGAGAAUUAUACUCAAGCUCAGUCCUAGGAUGCACUUUUGUCCUAAUCAUUUCAGGGAACUGAACUGGCUUCCAAGUGGUGCAGAUCAAACUGUUGAUGGUUGUUAAAGUUGUACAUGACCUUGCCCCCAGUUACCUGUCUGGUUAUUUUAAUUUCAUUAGAGACUCUCAUAGCCAUCACACCAGAGCCAGUGUUGCCAAUAUCAGACUGCCGCGCUAUUGGAGCAUGGUUGGAAAAAGCUUUUUCCUUAUCCCUGGUGCAGAUUAAUGGAAUGGUGUACCAAACCAUAUAAAAUCCAUCCUUACGCUAGGGAGUUUUAAGAUAAACCUUAAGAAAGGGUUUAUGGGCAAAAUGCUUUAAAACUGCACAGGCUUAAAGAAAGGAUCAUUGUUUUCAAUUAAUGUUACAUGGUAAUCUAUGCUAUUCCUUUUACAGUUUCCACCCUAUUGAUGAGAUGUAUUUGAGAUGUAUUUAGUUUUUAUGUUAUCUUGUGUAUAUUUAGUUUUCAUGAGGAUCACAAUGGAAAUAUGUUUUUUUAACUUUUUUGUGUCAUGCUGAAUGAUUUUAAUGGCAUUGUAUUGUAUCCACAUGCGUGGUUGUAUUGUGUUCUAAAUGGUCAAAUAAAUCAAAUAAAAAUAUCUCAUAAAAGGUCCUAGGAAUCCUGUUAAAACCUGUUUUAAGACUAAAAUAACUAACUCCCAGCUCAGAGUAGGUUAUAGGAUGAUGUUAAGACAAUGUCCAGACAAACUCUAAGCCAGGAGUAAAAUCAACUCAUAAAAGUUUCUCAGCUGGUAAUCAUUACAGUUUGAGGCAAAGGAAAGAUUGUGAUGACGCUCAUUGACAUUGUUGCAAAUUAUGGGGAAUAACCAAUCGCUAUGAGGCAUCGCUUCAGACAACCACGGUGAAUGUGACUGUACAUCAAAUGUUUGCAAUGGUAAAACGUUUGAUAUCAUUUUCACCUGACACAGUCACUUUGCCUACUCUUAAUUGUUGCUUAAUAUGUUGGCAUGCAUAACCUUUUUUUUAACCAAUUCUGAUGGAUGGAAAAAGUGGAAUUUUAACAAUAUUACCAUUAUAUUAACACGCUCGUCAAUCCCGUUUACAGUAGUCAUCAAGUCACUUGCCGAUAAAGUUGCAUACAAUGUUUGAAAGGUCUAUAAUUUACAUUGAACUAAAAUCAAGGUUAACAUAAGCACUAGAUACACUAUAUAUACAAAAGUAUGUGGACACCCCUUCAAAUUAGUGGAUUCAGCUAUUUCAGCCACAUUCGUUGAUCCCAGGUGUAUUAAAUGAAGCACACAGCCAUGCAAUCUCCAUAGACAAAUGUUGGCAGUAGAAUGGACAUUACUGAAGAGCUCAGUGACUUUCAACGUCUCACCGUCAUAGGAUGCCGCCUUUCCAACAAGUCAGUUCGUCAAAUUUAUGCCCUGCUGGAGCUGCCUUGAUCAACUGGAAUUGUUGUUAUUGUGAAGUGGAAACGUCUACAAGCAACAACGACUCAGCCGCGAAGUGGUAGGCCACACAAGGUCACAGAACGGGACCACUGAGUGCGUAGCGUAAAAAUAAUCUGUCCUCGGUUGCAACACACACUACCGAGUUCCAAAUUGCCAAUGAAAGCAACGUCAGCACAAGAACUGUUCAUCGGGAGUUUCAUGAAAUGGGUUUCCAUGGCCGAGCAGCUUCACACAAGCCUAAGAUCACCAUGCACAAUGACAAGCGUCGGCUGGAGUGGUGUAAAGCUCACCACCAUUGGACUCUGGAGCAGUGGAAACGCGUUCUCUGGAGUGAUGAAUCACGCUUCUCCAUCUGGCAGUCCGACAAACUAAUCUGGGUUUGGCGGAUGCCAGGAGAACGUAGUGCCAACUGUAAAGUUUGGUGGUGGAGGAAUAAUGUUCUGGGGCUGUUUUUCAUGGUUCGGGAUAGGCCCCUUGGUUCCAAUGAAGAGAAAUCUUAACGCUACAGCAUACAAUGACAUUCUAGACGAUUCUGUGCAGUUUGGGGAAGGCCCUUUCCUGUUUCAGCAUGACAAUGCCCCUGUGCACAAAGCGAGGUCCAUACAGAAAUGGUUUGUCGAGAUCGGUGUGGAAGAACUUGACUAGCUUGCACAGAGCCCUGACCUCAACCUCAUCGAACACCUUUGGGAUUAAUUGGAACGCCGACUGCGAGCCAGACCUAAUCGCCCAACAUCAGUGCACGACCUCACUAAUGCUCUUGUGGCUGAAUGGAAGCAAGUCCCCGCAGCAAGGUUCCAACAUCUAGUGGAAAGCCUUCCCAGAAGAGGCUGUUUAUAGCAGCAAAGGGGGGACCAACUCCCGAGUGGCGCAGUGGUCUAAGGCGCUGCAUCGCAGUGCUAGCUGUGCCACUAGAGAUCCUGGUUCGAAUCCAGGCUCUGUCGUAGCCGGCCGCGACCGGGAGACACAUGGGGCGGCGCACAAUUGGCCCAGUGUCGUCCAGGGUAGGGGAGGGGAAUGGCCGGCAGGGAUGUAGCUCAGUUGGUAGAGCAUGGCAAUUUGCAAUGGCAGGGUUGUGGGUUAGAUUCCCACGGGGGGCCAGUAUGAAAAAUAAAAUAAUGUAUGCACUCACUAACUGUAAGUCGCUCUGGAGAAGAGCGUCUGCUAAAUGACUAAAAAAAUAAAUGAAAAAAUAUUAAUGCCCAUAACUUUGGAAUGAGAUGUUCGACGAGCUGGUGUCCACAUACUUUUGGUCAUGUAGUGUACCUUAAAUUGCCCAAUUUAUAGGCAUGCCCAAUUUAGAUAUAUUUUUUAACAACGUGAUAUAACUUGAAAUAACAUGAUGUAGGUCAUUAAAUAAUCGAAAGAAAACAUGUUUAUUUAUUAGCCUAGUGGUUAUAAGUAUUUAAGCAUAUCAUGUGAAAUAGGCCUUGUGAAAUAAUUUUUUAAUACAUUACUUAAACUUAACCCUAUGCAUUGCAAUGUUUUUAUUUUCAGACAAUUAAAAAAGUAUAUUUCUAAACUUAUGGUAUAUGAUCACACUGGUAAUAGAUCAUUUGUUUUAUUACUUGUGAGGGACAGCUGAGUGAGCAAAAAUUGAAAUCAUUGGCUUUAUUUUAAUUUUAAUAGACUGAUGGUGCCUGCGUCUGAUGGUCAGUCUCUGCAGAGGGAGUCUGACCAAAAGGAGACACCGUCUUCCAGCUGAUGGAGAAACUGGAGUCGCACUUCAUUAUUUCUGCCUCACACCAAUUCAUGUUGCUACUCCUAUGACCAGAGAACGUUAAAUAUUCCUCGAUAUUAAAAAAGACACAAGCCGCUAAUAAUAACAAUGCAAGUCUGUCGAUACACUUUGUAGUGCGAGUGGAUAGGGAGAAGCGCGUUUUAUGGCUCAUAAAAGUGUUGAAUAAAACGUCUAAUCAAAUUUGAUUGGUCACAUACAUGUGUUUAGCAGAUGUUAUUGCGGGUGUAGCGAAAUGCUUGUGCUCCUAGCUCCGACAGUGCAGUAAUAUCUAACAAGUAAUAUCUAACAAUUUCACUAAGUAUACCCAAUACACACAAAUCUAAGUAAGGAAUGAAUUAAGAAUAUAUAUACUACCGGUCAAAAGUUUUAGAACACCUACUCAUUCAAGGGUUUUUCUUUAUUUUUACUAUUUUCUACAUUGUAGAAUAAUAGUGAAGACAUCAAACUAUGAAAUAACACAUAUGGAAUCAUGUAGUAACCAAAAAAGUGUUAAACAAAUCAAAAUAUAUUUUAUAUUUGAGAUUCUUCAAAUAGCCACCCUUUGCCUCGAUGACUGCUUUGCACACUCUUGGCAUUCUCUCAACCAGCUUCACCUGGAAUGCUUUUUCAAAAGUCUUGAAGGAGUUCCCACAUAUGCUGAGCCCUUGUUGGCUGUUUUUCCUUCACUCUGCGGUCUGACUCAUCCCAAGCCAUCUCAAUUUGGUUGAGGUCGGGGGAUUGUGGAGGCCAGGUCAUCUGAUGCAACACCUCCUCCUCCAUGCUUUACGGUAGGAAAUACACAUGCAGAGAUCAUCCGUUCACCCACACCGCGUCUCACAAAGACACGGCGGUUGGAGCCAAAAAUCACAAAUUUGGACUCCAGACCAAAGGACAAAUUUCCAUCGGCCUAAUGUCCAUUGCUCAUGUUUCUUGGCCCAAGCAAGUCUCUUCUUAUUAUUGGUGUCCUUUAGUAGUGGUUUCUUUGCAGCAAUUCGACCAUGAAGGCCUGAUUCACAUAGUCUCCUCUGAGCAGUUGAUGUUGAGAUGUGUCUGUUACUUGAACUCUGUGAAGCAUUUAUUUGGGCUGCAAUUUCUGAGGCUUGUAACUCUAAUGAACUUAUCCUCUGCAACAGAGGUAACACUGGGUCUUCCUUUCCUGUGGCGGUCCUCAUGAGAGCCAGUUUCAUCAUAGCGCAUGAUAGUUUUUGCAAUUGCACUUGAAGAAACGUUCAACUUUUCCGUAUUGACUGACCUUCAUGUCUUAAAGUAAUGAUGGACUGUCGUUUCUCUUUGCUUAUUUGAGCUGUUCUUGCCAUAAUAUGGACUUGGUCUUUUACCAAAUAGGGCUAUCUUCUGUAUACCCCCCUACCUUGUCAAAACACAGCCGAUUGGCUCAAACGCAUUAAGAAGGAAAUAAAUUCCACAAAUUAACUUUUAGGAAGGCACACCUGUUAAUUGAAAUGCAUUCCAGGUGAGUACCUCAUGAAGCUGGUUGAGAGAAUGCCAAGAGUGUGCAAAGCUGUCAUCAAGGCAAAGGAUGGCUAUUUGAAGAAUCUCAAAUCUCAAAUAUAUUUUGAUUUAUUUAACACUUUUUCGGUUACUACAUGAUUCCAUAUGUGUUAUUUCAUAGUUUUGAUGUCUUCACUAUUAUUCUACAAUGUAGAAAAUAGUAAAAAUAAAGAAAAACCCUUGAAUGAGUAGGUGUUCUAAAACCUUUGACCGGUAGUGUACAUAUAUGGACGAGCGAUGUCAGAGCGGCAUUGGACUAAGAUACAGUAGAAUAGUAUAGAAUACAGAAUAUACAUAUGAAAUGAGGAAUGCAAGAUAUGUAAACAUUCUUUAAGUGGUUAGUGUUCCAUUUAUUUAAGUGGCCAGUGAUUUCUAGUCUAUGUCUAUAGGCAGCAACCUCUAAUGUGCUAGUGAUGGCUGUUUAACAGUCUGAUUGCCUUGAUAUAGAAGCUGUUUUUCAGUCUUUCGGUCCCAGCUUUGAUGCACUUGUACUGACCUCGCCUUCUGGAUGAUAGCGGGAUGAACAGGCAGUGGCUUGGGUGGUUGAUGGCCUUGAUGAUCUUUUUGACCUUCCUGUGACAUCGGAUGCUGUAGGUGUCCUGGAGGGCGGGUAGUUUGCCCCCAGUAAUGCGUUGGGCAGACCGCACCACCCUCUGGAGAGCCUUGCGGUUGCGGGUGGUGCAGUUGCUGUACCAGGCGGUUAUACUGCCCGACAGGAUGCUCUCCAUUGUGCAUCUGUAAAAGUUUGUGAGGGUAAAAGUAAAAAAGUAAACAUGAACUCACGCAUAAAAACAGCAGCUCUUUGCUGUAUUCGCUGACAGUCUCUCUUUAGUCAUGGUUUUUUAGUUUUGAAAUCUCACAGUAUCAACUUCGCUGUGGGCUCAUGGAAGCUGCACGGUGAUCUGCGAUAUCUGAUUUGCCAGCGGUAGGCCUAUAGGUGCACUUGAUUCACUCUCUGGGUUUGCUGGGUAGACUGAGUUUGUACGUUCAGACACUUGAAAUGGUUCAAAAUAGGAGCACCUCGACUACCCGGCGCACAAGGCAGCUGAAUCAAGUGCACCUACUGCAAAAAAAAACUGGAACACAAGGCUUGGAGAUCGACUCGGAAUGUCUUGAUAAUCGACCAGUAGAUCGCGAUCGACCGUGUUGGUGACUACUGCACUAGAAUACAUGAAAUCUAAAUAUGUACGCAAGUAACCAUCAUUAUUCCUUAUUGUACUUUCUCCUAGCCUGUUUUGUUUUAAUGCAUUUUGCCCAUUAACCAUUUCUUAAUGUUUGCCUUAAAACUCCCUAGCAUACGGAUGGAUUUUAUUUUAUUUGGUACACCAUUACAUGUCAUGACUGCAUGACAUGACUGCAAAUUCCACGUGACCGUUUAGGCAUGGCAAUUAGUCUUCUCCAAGCUCUGAUGUUUUGUAUCUCUCCUUGUUCGUUAUUGUUAAACUCACUAACUGCACCUGCUUCCUGACUCCCUGCGUCUACGUUGCAUAAUGGAACAUACGCGCUUAAAGCCUACUGCCGUGUGCACAUUGCUGCGCUUAUAAUGUGAAGAAAUAGCGUAAUAGUUUAUUAACAUUUUAAGCUAAACGUUAUCGUCUGUUGCGUCAGGCUCAUUGCUUAAAACAGGUUUUUUGUUAUGCUAGUGGUUGUAUUAAUUUGGGAUCUAUCGCAUCCCACAACUGUCCCAGACUAUGUUUGUAAUAUUUAUUUCUCGCACAGAAUAGAAUAGGUGGACUUUUGUACUAUGGGGGAUAGUAGAUAGACAUAGGGUAGUGCUUUGCUGUUCAUUAGGCCUACUCAUCUUGUUGCAUGAAGAAAAGUAAAUGUGGACAGUUCUUCCAAUAUCUUCAAUAUGCGCCUCCAGAAUCAGAUAAGGACGCGUGCAGUUGCGUCCCCGAUGUGUUGGUCUUCACUUGUAGCCUGUGAGAAAGACCCGAUCACAUGACUGAGAGCCAUGUGAGUGAGAGGUGCUUCAGCAUGCAGCCGGGAGAAGGGAAUUAUAAUUAUUAUAUUCAGCCCAAGGGCACAAUGGCCAUUGGCCGCAAAAGGCAUGGAUUUUUUUAGGGGGCGUUUAGGCCACACAAAGGGGAUGCAGCCGGGAAAAUCGAGGCAUUGUCAAGUGCUUGUCAAAUUGUGAAUGAGAGACUGAUGAAGUGUGUACAGCCUGCACAAAAAAAACUAAGCAGAGCUCAUGCCUUUCAUGCGACUUUUUUGAAAUCAUCAUUAGAGUCGCAUCAUGCAGCCAAAAAUCAAAACACAUAGCUCAACAUUUGUAUCACAACUGAAGUUACAUAAAUAACUCUAAAUUAAGCAUAUUCCUAAUAUUGAGUUGUACCCCCUUUUGCCCUCAGAACAGUCUCAAUUUGUCAGGGCAUGGACUCUACAAGGUGUCAAAAGCGUUCCACAUGGAUGGUGGCCCAUUGUUACGGAUACAGGUAUCCUGUGUGUGUAUUUGUUUUUCCUCUCCUUCUGCCCUAAUCACAGGUGUCCCUUGUUUACCUGAUUAGUAGUCGUUGGGGUGUCCCACCUGUCCGACAUCCGUUUGUCUGCUGAUUGCUGAGGUGGACCAAUCAGUGGACAUUCCUCCGUAUUUGCACCACCUGUUUCUGGUUUUACAUUACCAUAUCAAAUGCCCUGGUUUUAAAAGCCAGUCAGUUGUGUUUUCUGAAAGAGGAUAUUUUCCUUUGUGAGUAUUGAUACUGUGGUGUCUUGUUUUUGUGUACUCAAUCGUUUGCGGUCUAGUCCAUAUUGGACCUAUGUUGUUUGUUUGUGCCUGGGAAAGGGGGGGUUUAGCAAGUCGCCCUUUGGCAUACACUACCGUAGGAAAACCUUGUCUAAACACACUAGUUAGACCUGAGCGGACCACCCACUGUAUUUUUGUAUGAUUAGCAGUAGCUUAGCGGUUCUUGAGGCAGGCCAGAUCAGUUUAGUUAUUUUUUUACUUUAUUGUUUCAUUCCUUGGGUCCAGCUCAGCCCCUUUUCCCCAAACAGUUUACCGUGUGUUUAUAAUAAACAUUUUGUGUUUGACGGUAGCAUAUGGUUGUCGGUGUAUUUUGUUCUCACUGUUCCUUGUCAAUAUUCUAAUUUGCAUGAGUUAUGUUACAGUUCUCUUUUCCAUCCACCCUAGACUUUUAAAGCCACGGGGUUCAUAACACCCAUGUUAACUCACUCCAUUGCUUCCCACAGUUGUGUCAAGUUGGGUGGUGGACCAUUCUUGAUACACACGGGAAACUGUUGAGCGUGAAAAACCCAGUAGCGUUGCAGUUCUUGACACAAAUCGGUGUGCCUGGCACCUACUACCAUACCCCAUUCAAAGGCACUUAAAUCUUUUGUCUUGUCCAUUCACCCUCUGAAUGGCACACACACAAUCCAUGUCUCAGUUUAAAAAUCCUUCUUUAACCUGUCUCCUCCCCUUCAUCUACACUGAUUAAAGUGGAUUUAACAAGUGACAUCAGUAAGGGUUCAUAGUGUUCACCUGGAUUCACCUGGUCAGUCUAUGUCAUGGAAAGAGUUGGUGUCCUUAAUGUUUAGUACACUCAGUGUAUAUGAGGCAAUUUAGCAAUUAGGAUUUGUUAUCUCUAAUGGUUAUGAUAAAUUAGGCAUUGUUGCUCACUGUUUGCAUAUAGAUAAAUGCUCACCUUUUUUUCCAGUGCACCAAUGUUCUAAGAAUAGCUUUUUAAUUUGAUUUGAGUACUAAAAAUUAUCAUGCGAGUACUCGAACAGUCAAAAUAGGUAAAAUGCCCAUCCCUACUCCUGUGGCACCUUUCUCCGUUGAAUGGAAAGGUUGAUGUGUGUUACAUAAAGUCCAGUACGAUCUGCAGCAUCACUCAAGAGUUGCAAAGAAAAAUCCAUAUCUCAGACUGGCCAUUAAAAAUGAAAGAUUAAGAUGGGCAGUCUGAGAUAUGGCUUUUUCUUUGCAACUCUGCCAAGAAGGUCAGCAUCCCGGAGUCGCCUCUUCACUGUUGACGUUGAGGCUGGUGUUUUGCGGGUACUAUUUAAUGUACACAGCGUUAUACGAGACCUUCAGUUUCUUGGCAAUUUCUCGCAUGGAAUAGUCUUCAUUUCUCAGAACAAGAAUAGACUGACGAGUUUCAGAAGAAAGUUCUUUGUUUCUGGCCAUUUUGAGCCUGUAAUCGAACCCACAAUUGCUGAUGCUCCAGAUACUCAACUAGUCUCAAGAAGGCCAGUUUUAUUGCUUCUUUAGGCAGCACAACCGUUUUCAGCUGUGUAACAUAAUUAUAAAAGGGUUUUCUAAUGAUCAAUUAGCCUUUUAAAAUGAUAAACUUGGAUUAGCAAACACAACGUGCCAUUGGAACACAGGACUGAUGGUUGCUGAUAAUGGGCCUCUGUACGCCUAUGUAGAUAUUCCAUUAAGAAUCAGCCGUUUCCAGCUACAAUAGCCAUUUACAACAUUAACAAUGUCUACACUGUAUUUCUGAUCAAUUUGCUGUUAUUUUAACGAAAGGACAUUUCUAAGUGACCCCACAUUUUUGAAAGGUAGUGUACAUAUUGUGUGUAGAUGAAAAUAUUUUUAGGCUACUCACACAGACCAAUUAUUCCAUAUCUCUCCCCACUCUCUGUCUCUGCAGGAUGAACUUGACCUCACAGAGAAACACAGGGAGGCCAUGUUCAACCUGCCUGCAGAAAAGAAAUGGCAGAUCUACUGCAGCAAGAAGAAGGUAGGUUUUCCUGUCUACAUUAUUGUGUGCUUGUCAUGUCAUUCAAGUGUGUCUGCGUGCAUAUGUAUGUUUGUGUCGGUCUCCCUGUUAUAGUCAUCUUGAUAUUAGGGCAUUUCUGUGCCCCAUUAAGAGGGCGUAAUGCAAGCCCAAGCAUCUUGCCCUUUUAGCUUAACCAAUCCAUCACUGGUUAAUUUCAACAGAAACCUGUGCCUACUUCUCCAAAACAUUUUAGAGGACCACUCCACUUAAUGAAUCAGCAAAGCAUCUUAUCUCAUUUACCAAAGAGCUGAAGUGAAUAAAUCUCUCAUCGAGUGGAAUGGCCCACAAUAUUAAUGUGCCCCCCUCCCCCUGUACCAGUCACAAUAACUCUUGCUGAAGUUUCUCAUUUGCCUGAAGCAGUGCAACGGUUUCAAGCUGCCAAAACGCAGGAUAGCUGCUUUCUGUGGAGAAAAGUCUGUAAGAGGAUGUUUAGUAUUUUCCUGUACUCCUUGACCCCUAUGAGAGGUCUUUUGGGUGGAGCCUGUCGCCAUUUAGAGAUGCUGCCCAUCUCCCCACACUUUAGUUGUUUUAAGGCCAUGGCGAAGUGCAGGAUAUCCUUAGCCAGUUGGAGGCUGGGUAGGUUGCACAAAUCUGUUGCUUUAUCCCAUCGUUAACUCCAGGUGAUGAGGCAGGGGAGUCGAAUUCGCUGACCAGGAUAAUACACAAAAGGAACCAUCCUGCAGGGAUAUGACUGCACAGCUGCUUUUCCAAAGACUUCAGCUGUAGAAUUGUCCGUGCUGGUAUUCUCAGAAAGUCCAGAUAAUUUGGAAGAUUUAUGAUCGUAGGUAAAAGGAUAUAUUAACUGCAUGAGUUUUAGUGAUAUGAAUUGUAUUUGGUCUGAGCUGUAUCUGGUUAAUGGUCUUGAAGGGAGACCGGAGUUUGAUACAAGAUGAUAGAUCGCUCAAUGUCUGGAAUGGAGUAUGAAAGUGAAAGUGGUGAGAGACAGCUUAGUUUUGUUGGAGUAACAACUUAGAAAAUAUGGUUUGUACUCUCACAGUGAGUCUAGGGAGUUGAUAAGGGCACGCCACAUUUCACAUUCAGUCACAACUGGUGACCUCAUCAGCUUUUUGACAUGUAUCCUCUCUGCCCUCAUCCACACUCUGCUUACUGCUGGACUUUUUGGACUCCCGUCUUGGGACAUUACCCUUGGGUCUCACCAAACGACCUUUCCAUGACCUGUCUGUACAACUCAUCCUCAAGCAUUGGCUGUUGAUCCUUAUAUGGACACUAAAACCCCUACACUGCCUCUUACAUAUCCAAUGUUUGUCCUUUGCUUACUGAGUUUUAGGCUUGUCCAUACAACAGGUUGCCAUGGUUUAAUUCCAGGACCUUUUGAAGCAGCAUGAUCCUGGAAAAACAAAUUCCAAGAAAGAACUGCCUCCCUCCUUAGCCUGAAGAUGGAUGAUUCCACUGUCUAGAGUAGCAGAAUGCAUAUUCUAAUGUUUGUCACAUGCUGCUUUAAGAUAUUAAUAUUAUCUUGACAACGAAGCUACCCCACCCCUCAAUCUCUGCAGCCUCACCUCAAACAGAAGCUUUAACUCUCUUCGAAGCUCUGGAGAGACAAGGCGGCCAUUUUAUCUAAUGCUUCCCAUCAGCCUCCAACAAUGAGGAUUUUAAUUUGGUCCAGAUGGCAGGCAGACACCAGGUUCUGCAUUGUAGAAUAAUAGUGAAGACUUCAAAACUAUGAAAUAACACAUAUGGAAUCAUGUAGUAACAAAAAAAGUGUUAAACAAAUCAAAAUAUAUUUUAUAUUUGAGAUUCUUUAAAUAGCCACCCUUUGCCUUGACGACAGCUUUGCACACUCUUGGCAUUCUCUCAACCAGCUUCAUGAGGUAGUCACCUGGAAUGCAUUUCAAUUAACAGGUGUGCGUUCUUAAAAGUUAAUUUGUGGAAUUUCUUUCCUCCUUAAUGCGUUUGAGCCAAUCAGUUGUGUUGUGACAAGGUAGGGGGGGUAUACAGAAGAUAGCCCUAUUUGGUAAAAGACCAAGUCCAUAUUAUGGCAAGAACAGCUCAAAUAAGCAAAGAGAAAUGACAGUCCAUCAUUACUUUAAGACAUGAAGGUCAGUCCGGAAAAUUUCAAGAACAUUGAACGUUUCUUCAAGUGCAGUCGCAAAAACCAUCAAGCGCUAUGAUGAAACUGGCUCUCAUGAGGACCGCCACAGGAAAGGAAGACCCAGAGUUACCUCUGCUGCAGAGGAUAAGUUCAUUAGAGUUACCAGCCUCAGAAAUUGCAGCCCAAAUAAAUGCUUCACAGAGUUCAAGUCACAGACACAUCUCAACAUCAACUGUUCAGAGGGAACUGUGUGAAUCAGACCUUCAUGGUCGAAUUGCUGCAAAGAAACCACUACUAAAGGACACCAAUAAGAAGAAGAGACCUGCUUGGGCCAAGAAACACUAGCGAUGGACAUUUGUCCUUUGGUCUGGAGUCCAAAUUGGUGAUUUUUGGUUCCAACCGCCAUGUCUUUGUGAGACGCGGUGUGGGUGAACGGAUGAUCUCUGCAUGUGUAGUUCUCACCAUAAAGCAUGGAGGUGUUAUGGUAUGGGGGUGCAUUGCUGGUGACACUGUCUGUGAUUUAUUUAGAAUUCAAGGCACACUUAACCAGCAUGGCUACCACAGCAUUCUGCAGCGAUACGCCAUCCCAUCUGGUUUGGGCUUAGUGGGACUAUAAUUUGUUUUUCAACAGGACAAUGACCCAACACACCUCCAGGCUGUGUAAGGGCUAUUUGAUCAAGGAGAGUGAUGAUGCUGCAUCAGAUGACCUGGCCUCCACAAUCCCCCAACCUCAACCCAAUUGAGAUGGUUUGGGAUGAGACGGACGGCAGAGUGAAGGAAAAGCAGCCAACAAGUGCACAGCAAAUGUGGGAACUCCUUCAAGACUGUUGGAAAAGAAUUCCAGGUGAAGCUGGUUGAGAGACUGCCAAGAGUGUGCAAAGCUGUCAUCGAGGCAAAGGGUGGCUAUUUGAAGAAUCUCAAAUAUAAAAUAUAUUUUGAUUUGUUUAACACUUUUUUGGUUACUACAUGAUUCCAUAUGUGUUAUUUCAUAGUUUUGAUGUCUUCACUAUUAUUCUACAAUGUAGAAAAUAGUAAAAAUAAAGAAAAACCCUUGAAUGAGUAGGUGUGUCCAAACUUUUGACUGGUAGUGUACAUAGCCUUCUUUUGUUAGGCACACUAAUCAGAGGACUAGGUAGAUCUAUCACCAUAUUGCUAACCCUAUCCAGUCCAUUCAGAUCUGUGAAAAAUAAGUCGUACUCUGCUUCUCCCACUUUUACUUUUCCAUCAUGGAUGGGUCUCUCUUGUUCUGCUCUUGUGCAGACCAGGUUGGUCACUGUGGUCUGCCCACACUGUGGUCUGACCCAUGCCAGACCUAGGCUGCAGACUUUAAAAGAGUUGGCUUGUGAUUUCCCUCACACCUCCUUACACAGUCGGUUAGAUAAAACGCAAUUGUCCACUCCUGACGGCGAAACUACUUACUCUACUGCACGUGCCGUGCCCCAAUUAGUGGCCUAAUUAAGAAUCAUCUAGGGGCCUGGACUAGCCUAAAUGGGUCUCCCUGCAUCUGAAAACAAGCCAAAAAUGUCUCCAUGCCCUCAUUAUUAUAAAGGGGAGAAAUGCUUGCAGUUGCACUUUAUCCAACCUGCUUUCUCUUCACUAUGUUAUUUUUAUUUUUCUCUCUUUCUCUCCCUCUUUCACUUGAUUCUUUCUGCAUGUUUGCUUAGCUGUGGUCCAAGGCAGCGUGGAUCAGCAGGAUUUUGCUGAGAUUUUUAACCAGUGUUGCAGUGAGGAUCAAAGCAGGGUAGUGUGUUUGGGCACAAUUAAUCAGCAGAGUUGGAGGAGGAUUAAUCCCUAGAGCCAGUGUGGAGGAAGGGGAAGCGGGAGAGAGGGGAUGGAUGGAUGGCCUUUGGGAGGUAGUUGGCUGCGGAGAGAGGGGAGUCUUGGCAGCGGGACGUCAAUAAUGCAGACUCAGCAGUGAGCCUGGCCCGGGCCCAGCUAGCAAGGGCUUGGCAUGGCUCCCCAAAGGCCUAAAGCUCACAGACAGAGCGGGUGGGGGGUUGUAAGGGAAGUGCUCAGUCGUCCAAAGCAAACAGGAAAGCCUCCCUUGGCAGGUGCAGCUUUUGUUUUCGAGGGAGAGGGGGAUGAGGGAGAUGAGGCUGGGGUUGGUGGUGGGGGCGGCCAAGCCCGCAGAGUGAUGGAGGCACUCCUUUCUCAGUCCCCCCUUCACAGCCAGCCAGUUCAUUAUGGAGCCUUUGUGUUCCAGAGGACUUGGAUACGGUAACAGUUAUCCAGUAAACACGAUCCCCUGCAAGUUCCGCAGAACAAGCGACGGAUGGUGAGGCUAGCAGCGGUGCUGUCUCUCUGAAUGAAUUGGAUGUUUGCUUUGGCUCGGCCACCUGAAUUGAUGAGGUCAUGCUGGAGAGCAUCAAUCUCUUUCCACAUUUCCUUUCGUAUGGUUUCCUCUGUAUUUGUCUCUGUUAAUCAAGAGGUGCCCUGGUUAGUUGCUCUGUUCGCAGAUCUGCAGUUGAAACACAAGCAAAAUGAAGGACGCUAUGGGGGAUGCAUGUUUUUUUCUGUUCAAAUAUUUCUUUUAUAUAUAUUUUUUUGUUGUUGGUCAAAUCCACUUUGCACUUUUGCAAUCUGCUUUAAAAGUUAUUAUAGUUCCCUCCCUGGGUGCACUAACUACAGUAGGCACAAUGCCACCCAAUUAUGUUCCAGAUUCUGGAUUAUGUCCCAGGUGAAAGUACACAUGUGCACACACACACACAGAGGCAUACUACUGAUUAUGUUUGGGUGAAGGCAGUUUUGUUUUGCUAUAUGGAAUCCAGUGUAGUUGCUGUUGUUUUAGUUUCAGUCAACUUUCUUGUCAGCCCUAGACUAUGGCGACAUAAUCUAUAUGAACACAGCUGCCACUUCUUUAUCACUAGAACCGCUGGGCCUCGAGGGACCCCCCUUCAAACUAAUGAGCAGUCAUUCUGACUGCAACAUUCUAGCAGCGUAAUUAAUACAUUUCAUAUAUGCUAUCACAAAAAGUAUAAUUUGGGUGUGUUUGACGGUCUUUGGUAACCUUAGAAUACAUCAAUGUUUUUAUAACACAAUAGCAUUUUCAUUCGUUUGUUACUGUAGACUAUAUGUAAAAAUAUUGUUAUUCUUUUAAGAAAAAAAAGUUAACGCGUUCAAUCAAUUUUAUUUGUGGAGGGCCUUUAUUACAACUAUGAAAUAGAACGCAUAUGUGUUGGAACAUGGUAACAACUUCUUGACAAAAUAUAUAUUUUAAAUACCCCUACCACCAAGACGCACGGUCAGAUAAUGAAAACAUCAGAAGACUAAACAUAAUUAUAAGCGCCAAUUGUGUUUGAUAAAGUGAAAAUCAGCACAAAAGUGGCAUUACAAAACAACAAUAGUGUUAUAAUUUGACUGCUGUCGAUAUGCUGAUAAUCUGACCGUAGCAUUGUCACCGGCUGGUUCAAUCCAAACAGUGUCGUCCCUUCCUGUCUCACCGUUUCGUUUGGUGGUGGCAAGGGCACCUGCUCAGUGCGCACCGUUCUGGCUUUUUUGCGCUUAGGCCUUGGGGGUGUAGGUUCAGGCUGAGGCUUAGAAUUAGAAGUAGAAUCAUCAGAAAUGUCAUGAUUCAUUUCUUCCCUACCAUCUGAGUCGUUUUCAUUCAGAUCUUGUAGCAGCGCUGACGCAGCAUCUGCAUCCAUUCGUCUUGGUAUUCUUGCCACUGUAAAUUACGCACGCUCUCACUGUGUACUCCAAGUAGGGUAGAGUGAUAAGACUGCUUGGAUUCGAUGGACUGAUAUAGGGUACAUUCCAUUUUGAGAUUACUAGAAUAGAUCAAUAAAAUAAAAUGGCCCACCUUGUUCUUCAUUCACAAUUUGUGAUUACAUAAUUAUGCAUCAUUCACUUCCCCUCACUCAUCAACUCACCCAUUCUCCACCAUUCUCCCCCUUUCUCCCAUCAUAAUUUACUUCAUUUAUUUGAUAUUUGUGAAAUUAGUUUUGGUAUAGUUUAGGGGCAAUUAUCAAUGUGAAUAUCAACUGGGCACAGCGAGAAGGUGCGGAGCAGGCCCUACUUUCGGGAGAAGGAGGAGCAAUGUGGAAAAACCAAAAAUGACAUUACAUUUACAUUUACAUUUUCGUCAUUUAGCAGACGCUCUUAUCCAGAGCGACUUACAAAUUGGUGCAUUCACCUUAUGAUAGCCAGUGGGACAACCACUUUACAAUAUAUCAAUAUAUAUAUUUUUUUUAAACAUUUGGGGGGAAGGGUAGAAGGAUUACUUUUAUCCUAUCCCAGGUAUUCCUUAAAGUGGUGGGGUUUCAAGUGUCUCCGGAAGGUGGUGAGUGACUCCGCUGUCCUGGCGUCGUGAGGGAGCUUGUUCCACCAUUGGGGUGCCAGAGCAGUGAACAGUUUUGACUGGGCUGAGCGUGAACUGUGCUUCCGCAGAGGUAGGGGGGCCAGCAGGCCAGAGGUGGAUGAACGCAAUGCCCUCGUUUGGGUGUAGGGACUGAUCAGAGCCUGAAGGUACGGAGGUGCCGUUCCCCUCACAGCUCCAUAGGCAAGCAUCAUGGUCUUGUAGCAGAUGCGGGCUUCAACUGGAAGCCAGUGGAGUGUGCGGAGGAGCGGGGUGACGUGAGAGAACUUGGGAAGGUUGAACACCAGACAGGCUGCAGCGUUCUGGAUGAGUUGUAGGGGUUUAAUGGCACAGGCAGGGAGCCCAGCCAACAGUGAGUUGCAGUAAUCCAGACCGGAGAUGACAAGUGCCUGGAUUAGGACCUGUGCCCUCCUAAAACUGAUUUUAACUCACUUUCUGUAGGUGAUAUUAAGAUUCUACCAACGACAGUGUGUUAUAUAGACUUAUUUAGGAAAAAUCAAGGACGGAGGGGGGCAUGACUUAAAAAAUAAGAGUAAUACAUUUUUUAAAUUCAUGAGCAGUCAAAAUGACUGCUUUAGUGGUUCUAGUGUUAAAAACCAUUGGAUGCUGUUUAUCAUAGAGCACUACGGUUUAUUAUGGAUUACCGAUUUUGCUCUCGUGCUAAAACUACCAUACUGUAUUACCUCACAUCGCUCCUAAUUUACAGAAGUACAAAAUACAUUACUCGCUCACAGGAAUGGCUAACUUGAAAUUCCUCGCCGCCAACGAUUUAGGUAAAACAGCCUUUCGUUUUUAUGCGCCACAUACUUGAACAAAUUUCUGAAUACCCUGCGAUUGGAUGCACUAGUGCUUUUCUGCCAUUUAUGGGUAUUGGUAAAUUACCUGUUCUCAGAAGAUAAAAAAAUUAAUAAACACUACCGUUCAAAAGUUUGGGGUCACUUAGAAAUGUCCUUGUUUUCGAAAGAAAACCAAUUGUUUUGUCCAUUAAAAUAACAUCAAAUGGAUCAGAAAUACAGUGUAGACAUUGUUAAUGUUGUAAAUGGCUAUUGUAGCUGGAAACGGCAGAUUUUUAAUGGACUAUCUACAUAGGCGUACAGAGGCCCAUUAUCAGAAAAAGCCAUAUCUCAGACUGGCCAAUAAAAAGAAAAGAUUAAGAUGGGCAGUCUGAGAUAUGGCUUUUUGUUUGCAACUUUGCCUAGAAGGUCAGCAUCCCGGAGUCGCCUCUUCACUGUUGACGUUGAGACUGGUGUUUUGCGGGUACUAUUUAAUGAAGCUGCCAGUUGAGGACCUGUGAGGCGUCUGUUUCUCAAACUAGACACUAAUGUAUUAAUAAUGUAAAAUAACAUCAAAUUGAUCAGAAAUACAGUGUAGACAUUGUUAAUGUUGUAAAUGGCUAUUGUAGCUGGAAACGGCAGAUUUUUAAUGGAAUAUCUACAUAGGUGUACAGAGGCCCAUUAUCAGCAACCAUCAGUCCUGUGUUCCAAUGGCACGUUGUGUUUGCUAAUCCAAGUUUAUCUUUUUAAAAGGCUAAUUGAUCAUUAGAAAACCCUUUUGCAAUUAUGUUAGCACAGCUGAAAACUGUGGUGAUGAUUAAAUAAGCAAUAAAACUGGCCUUCUUGAGACUAGUUGAGUAUCUGCAGCAAUUCUGGGUUCGAUUACAGGCUCAAAAUGGCCAGAAACAAAGAACUUUCUUCUGAAACUCGUCAAUCUGUUCUUGUUCUGAAAAAUGAAGGCUAUUCCAUGCGAGAAAUUGCCAAGAAACUGAAGAUCUCGUACAACGCUGUGUACUACUCCCUUCACAGAACAGCGCAAACUGGCUCUAACCAGGAUAGAAAGAGGAGUGGGAGGCCCCGGUGCACAACUGAGCAAGAGGACAAAUACAUUAGUGUCUAGUUUGAGAAACAGACGCCUCACAGGUCCUCAACUGGCAGCUUCAUUAAAUAGUACCCGCAAAACACCAGUCUCAACGUCAACAGUGAAGAGGCGACUCCGGGAUGCUGACCUUCUAGGCAGAGUUGCAAAGAAAAAGCCAUAUCUCAGACUGCCCAUCUUAAUCUUUUAUUUUUAUUGGCCAGUCUGAGAUAUGGCUUUUUCUGAUAAUGGGCCUCUGUACGCCUAUGUAGAUAGUCCAUUAAAAACUAGCCGUUUCCAGCUACAAUAGCCAUUUACAACAUGAACAAUGUCUACACUGUAUUUCUGAUCAAUUUGAUGUUAUUUUAAUGGACAGAAAAAUUGCUUUUCUUUUGAAAACAAGGACAUUUCUAAGUGACCCCAAACUUUUGAACGGUAGUGUAUAUAAUUUGUGUUAUUCCUUAUUAUUUAUUUUGUGUUUUCUGCAUUUUUGUGAAGCAGGGCUCCCUUGAAAAAUAGACUUUGGUCUCAAUGGGGCAUCCCUGAUUAAAUAAAGGUUAAAUAAAUAAAUGUUACCAUGCUCUCUGUAGUGAACUGCCAGUGCCAGCAAACCAUCAAAUCUAGGCUGCCAUGGUUUGGGGUUGACCCUCAUUUCAGGUCUCAGGUGAGGUAAAGUCACUGUGCAAAGUUAGACUAGCUGACCUACGCUACACUAGACAAACACUCUGGCAUAUACCCUACAUGACCAGAAGUAUGUGGACAUCUGCUCGUCGAACAUCUCAUUCCAAAAUCAUGGGCAUUAAUAUGGAGUUGGUCCCCCUUGUGCUGCUAUAACAGCCUCCACUCUUCUGGGAAGGCUUUCCGCUAGAUGUUGGAACAUUGUUGCAGGGAUUUGCUUCCAUUCAGCCACGAGCAUUGGUGAGGUCGGACACUGAUGUUGGGCAAUUAGGCCUGGCUCGCAGUUGGCGUUCCAAUUCAUCCCAAAGGUGUUCGAUGGGGUUGAGGUCAUUGCUUUGUGCAGGCCAGUCAAGUUCUUCCACACCGAACUCGACAAACCAUUUCUAUAUGGACCUCGCUUUGUGCACGGGGGCAUUGUCAUGCUAAACAGGAAAGGGCCUUCCCCAAACUGAUGCCACAAAAUUGGAAGCACAGAAUCAUCUAGAAUGUCAAUGUAUGCUGUAGCAUUAAGAUUUCCCUUUACUGGAACUAAGAGGCCUAGCCCGAACCAUGAAAAACAGCUCCAGACCAUUAUUCCUCCGCCACCAAACUUUAAAGUUGGCACUAUGCAUUCGGGCAGGUAGCGUUCUCCUGGCAUCCGCCAAACCCAGAUUAAUCCGUGGGACUGCCAGAUGGUGAAGCGUGAUUCAUCACUCCAGAGAACACGUUUCCACUGCUCCCUAGUCCAAUGGCGGCAAGCUUUGUACCACUCCAGCCGUCGCUUGGCAUUGCGCAAGGUGAUCUUAGGCUUGUGUGCGGCUGCUCGGCCAUGGAAACCCAUUUCAUGAAGCUCCCGACAAACAGUUAUUGUGCUGACGUUGCUUCCAGAUGCAGUUUGGAAAGUAGUGAGUGUUGUAACCGAGGACAGACUAUUGUUAGGUGCUACGCACUUCAGCACUCAGUGGUCCCAUUCUGUGAACUUGUGUGGCCUACCACAUCGCGGCUGAGCCAUUGUUGCUGCUAGACGUUUCCACUUCACAAUAACAACACUUACAGUUGGCCGAGGCAGAAAUUUGACAAACUGACUUGUUGGAAAGGUGGCGUCCUAUGACGGUGCCACGUUGAAAGUCAUUGAGCUCUUCAGUAAGUCCAUUCUACUGCCACCAUUUGUCUAUGGAGAUUGCAUGGCUGUGUGCUCGAUUUUAUACACCUGUCAGCAAUGGGUGUGGCUGAAAUACCCGAAUCCACUAAUUUGAAGGGGUGUCCACAUAUUUUUGUAUAUAUAGUGUAUGUAAAUCUUUGUAGGCCCAUGCUGGUCAACAUGACUUUGAAGGGAGGCAACUGAGUUGAGGGCUGCUGGCCACCUAUGUGUUUUUCCGUCUUAAGGUCAGUACUGGAGGUGCCAGAGAGAGACGCCAGUUUUUACCCAGAUUUCCAAAAGCAACCACCGAAUGAAUAAAAAAAGCAGACAGCUUAGAGUUCACUCAAAGUUGACUCUGAAUUGCACAAGAUCAAAUCUGUCUUGACGAAUGCAAUAUGUAGCACAUUAUGUAUGGAGAAAACAAAAAUGUUGGCCAAUGUUGGAUUUUUGAGGUUGGUUCUUUUUUAAAUUUAUUUUACAUUUUGGUUUCUCUGAGCAGUUGUAUUUGUAUAAUAUAAUAUAAUUUUCCAAAUGUUUUCAGCAUACAAUAUAGCUCAGUAUUAGUAUUAUUUAUUGUAUACAGUCUUUUUGGCACAUCUUUAUCAAGGGUGCCAAUAAUUUUGGAGGUGACUAUAGGUUGUAUGCCAUUUGGUCUGCCUGCUUGUAGUCCCAAAACUGAAAUAGAGCAGAGACUCAAAGUAGGACAGUGCAGAUAAGAGGGCCUAGUUUAUUUUCAACUCAUCUCUGAGAACUGUGGCCCAGAACACAGAGGAAGAAAACCAUCCUUUAUGUCCAUAGAUUCUGCCUGGCUACAUGCGAAAGCACAACCUUGAUGAUAACCUUGGGAGAUCAAUGAACAAAUGCUCAAGUUGUGCAUUGGGGACAUUGUUCGAAUUUGGCAGGCAACAUCUGCCUUGCAGGGCUGUAGUCCAUUAAUUACAGUGGGCUCCAAAAGUAUUGGGGCAGUCACUGUUGUUGUUGUUUUGGCUAGGUACUCCAGCACUAUGGAUUUCAAAUGAUACAAUGACUAUGAGGUUAAAGUGCAGACUAUCAGCCUUAAUUUGAAGGUAUUUUCAUCCAUAUCGGGUGAACUGUUUAGAAAUUACAGCACUUUUUGUACAUAGUCCCUUCAUUUUAGUUGACCAAAAGUAUUGGGAUAAAUUCACUUACGUGUAUUAAAGUAGUCAAAAGUUUAGUGUUUGGUUCCAUAUUCCUAGUAUGCAAUGAUUACAUCAAGCUUGUCACUCUACAAACUUGUUGGAUGCAUUUGCGGUUUGUUUUGGUUGUGUUUACAUUUUACAUUUACAUUUUAGUCAUUUAGCAGACGCUCUUAUCCAGAGCGAUUUACAGUUCGUUUCAGAUUAUUUUGCAUCCAACAAGUUUGUGGAGUCACAAGUAUGAUGUAAUCAUUGCGUGCUAGGAAUAUGGGACCAAAUACUAAACAUUUGACUACUUUAAUACACAUUAGUGAAUUUGUCCUAAUGCUUUUGGUCCCCUAAAAUGGGGGGACUAUGUACAAAAAGUGCUGUAAUUUCUAAAUGGUUCACCCAAUAUGGAUGAAAAUACCCUAACAUUUAAGAAAAAAUCCACCCAGAGCCACUCAAUCCUUUAAUUUACAGUGUUAAAUAACACUAAUAUGUGAGAACAAUACUUUUUGUGAACAAACAUUUCAUUUUGGUGUUAUAAAAACGUUGGUAGCAACAUGGAAAAUUGUUGUGGAAAUUUGUUGCACCUCAAGUCGGCUACAAAAUCCACAAUGCAAUGCUCUCUAUGGGCUGGAUAGCUAGCUAGCAAACGUGGCUACACACAAUAAUACCAAAGACAAUAUCAGCAUGAAACAUAGCUAGUUAGAUUUAACAUUGCCUAAACAAACUACACUAUCAAUUUAGGAGUCUACAAUCUCUUUUCUAUAAUAUACACUGCUCAAAAAAAUAAAGGGAACACUUAAACAACACAUCCUAGAUCUGAAUGAAUAAAAUAAUCUUAUUAAAUACUUUUUUCUUUACAUAGUUGAAUGUGCUGACAACAAAAUCACACAAAAAUGAUCAAUGGAAAUCAAAUGUAUCAACCCAUGGAGGUCUGGAUUUGGAGUCACCCUCAAAAUUAAAGUGGAAAACUACACUACAGGCUGAUCCAACUUUGAUGUAAUGUCCUUAAAAUAAGUCAAAAUGAGGCUCAGUAGUGUGUGUGGCCUCCACGUGCCUGUAUGACCUCCCUACAACGCCUGGGCAUGCUCCUGAUGAGGUGGCGGAUGGUCUCCUGAAGGAUCUCCUCCCAGACCUGGACUAAAGCAUCCGCCAACUCCUGGGCAGUCUGUGGUGCAACGUGGCGUUGGUGAACGGAGCGAGACAUGAUGUCCCAGAUGUGCUCAAUUGGAUUCAGGUCUGGGGAACGGGCGGGCCAGUCCAUAGCAUCAAUGCCUUCCUCUUGCAGGAACUGCUGACACACUCCAGCCACAUGAGGUCUAGCAUUGUCUUGCAUUAGGAGGAACCCAGGGCCAACCGCACCAGCAUAUGGUCUCACAAGGGGUCUGAGAAUCUCAUCUGGGUACCUAAUGGCAGUCAGGCUACCUCUGGCGAGCACAUGGAGGGCUGUGCGGCCCCCCAAAGAAAUGCCACCCCACACCAUGACUGACCCACCGCCAAAUCGGUCAUGCUGGAGGAUGUUGCAGGCAGCAGAACGUUCUCCACGGCGUCUCCAGACUCUGUCACAUCUGUCACAUGUGCUCAGUGUGAACCUGCUUUCAUCUGUGAAGAGCACAGGGCGCCAGUGGCGAAUUUGCCAAUCUUGGUGUUCUCUGGCAAAUGCCAAACGUCCUGCACGGUGUUGGGCAGUAAGCACAACCCCCACCUGUGGACGUCGGGCCCUCAUACCACCCUCAUGGAGUCUGUUUCUGACCGUUUGAGCAGACACAUGCACAUUUGUGGCCUGCUGGAGGUCAUUUUGCAGGGCUCUGGCAGUGCUCCUCCUGCUCCUCUUUGCACAAAGGCGGAGGUAGCAGUCCUGCUGCUGGGUUGUUGCCCUCCUACGGCCUCCUCCACGUCUCCUGAUGUACUGGCCUGUCUCCUGGUAGCGCCUCCAUGCUCUGGACACUACGCUGACAGACACAGCAAACCUUCUUGCCACAGCUCGCAUUGAUGUGCCAUCCUGGACGAGCUGCACUACCUGAGCCACUUGUGUGGGUUGUAGACUCCGUCUCAUGCUACCACUAGAGUGAAAGCACCGCCAGCAUUCAAAAGUGACCAAAACAUCAGCCAGGAAGCAUAGGAACUGAGAAGUGGUCUGUGGUUCACCACCUGCAGAACCACUUCUUUAUUGGGGGUGUCUUGCUAAUUGCCUAUAAUUUCUACCUGUUGUCUAUUCCAUUUGCACAACAGCAUGUGACAUUUAUUGUCAAUCAGUGUUGCUUCCUAAGUGGACAGUUUGAUUUCACAGAAGUGUGAUUGACUUGGAGUUACAUUGUGUUGUUUAUGUGUUCCCUUUAUUUUUUUGAGCAGUGUAUUUUCUAUAAUAUCUCUGAAAACUGCACCAUGCAAUGCACCCUGGACUAAAGAGGCAGACAAAUAGGAAAAAUAUACUAGACCCUCCAUUAAAUUACACAUUUCUCGAGGUAGGAAUAUUGCAAAAAUAUGAUCAAGACAUCCUCCCGAGUUAUGACAUCGGCCAGGAUUGAAAUCUGACAUGUAUGAUGGAUGUUUUUGCGAUCUAAAAGUCGUAUUCCUAUUAACUUCCGGUGUAGUGAGAACGACUAAAUCACGGUGCUACGUAAUACCGUCCGGAUUUCUCCCUGCCUGAACGCCAAUAAACUCAGAUACACAUAAAACAUGAAAUGACCCAGGGAAUCGCUAGAACAUCACUCAGAGAUGCACAUAAACAAUAUAGCAAUUCCCUUUAAGGCUGACAGUCUGCACUUUAACCUCAUAGUCAUUGUAUCAUUUCAAAUCCAAAGUGCUGGAGUACAGAGCCUAAACAACAACAAAAUUGUCACUGUCCCAAUAUUUUGGAGCUCACUGUAAUUAGUGGACUACAGCCCUGCCAAAUUCGAGCAAUGUCCCCAAUGCACAAGUUGAGCAUUCAUUCACUAAUCUCCCAAGGUUUUCAUCAAGCUUGUGCUUUCAAAUGUAGCCAGGCAGAAUCUAUGGCCAUAAAGGUUGGUUUUUCUUCCUCUGUGUUCUGGGCCACAGUUCUCAGUGACAAGUUGAAGAUAAACUAGGCCCCCUUAUCUGCACUGUCCUACUUUGAGUGUCUGCUCUAUUUCAGUUUGGACUAUUCAUGUACUAGAUCUACUCCCUGUUUCUUGUGUAAAGUUGUGUGAGCGUGUGUUUGCGCUCAUAUAUUUUGUGUUCAUGUUGUGUGUUUUGUGUCUGUGCACACAUGCCUGUUUAUGUCAGUGUGAAUUGUGUGUAAAGUAGGUCAUUUACUCUCUGGGCCCCUGAAUCGAAGUGACAAAUGUGCUACAUUUGUUUCUGUUUUCAAGAGGAAAUGCCUGUCAUGUGAUGGCUGCAAUGGCAUGUGAAAUGUGUUAUUCCCAUGGUUCUCAUUCAGAAUAUAUAAUUUCCACAUUGUGUUACCAGCAUUUUAUUCCAACUAUCCAAUUCCCACUAAUUUCAUGCUUUACAUUACUUUAAUCAUUCUGUCCUGUUAUACAUUUACAUUUACGUCAUUUAGCAGACGCUCUUAUCCAGAGCGACUUACAAAUUGGUGCAUUCACCUUAUGAUAGCCAGUAGGACAACCACUUUACCAUUUAUUUAUUUUUAUUUUCAUUUUAAAAAUAUUUUGUAUUUGUUUCGAUUUUAUAUUAGUUUUUAUUUUGUUAAUGUUAUUUAUUUUAUUUUUUAUUGUAAUUUAAAUAAAAUAAAACUAUACAUAUGUGUGGGGGGGGGGGGGGGGGGGGGGGGGGGGUAGAAGGAUUACUUUUAUACUAUCCCAGGUAUUCCUUAAAGAGGUAGGGUUUCAAGUGUCUCCGGAAGGUGGUCAGUGACUCCGCUGUCCUGGCGUCGUGUGGGAACUUGUUCCACCAUUGGGGUGCCAGAGCAGCGAACAGUUUUGAUUGGGCUGAGCGGGAACUGUGCUUCCGCAGAGGUAGGGGGACCAGCAGGCCAGAGGUGGAAGAACGCAAUGCCCUCGUUUGGGUGUAGGGACUGAUCAGAGCCUGAAGGUACGGAGGUGCCGUUCCCCUCACAGCUCCAUAGGCAAGCACCAUGGUCUUGUAGCAGAUGCAAGCUUAUUGUUGAGGAUGUUUUCAUCUUAAGUAGGACAUAUGAUUGAUUGGAGUCAUGAUAAUUAAAAACAAUAUGCCUCCGUUACCAUGUUUUAUUCUCAACACCUCUGUGCUCCCGGUCUCUUUACAUGCCUCAGGCUGUGUCCUGCGUGAAGUGUGCACACUUUCUUGCAUGGACUUAACAAUGGUGGAAACUCAGUCCAGCCAAUGCUUACACCAAUCAUUUGAGAUUGUACAAGUGCACCCUGCUGGAAAAGGGUGGAGAAUUUAGACGCAGCCAUAGUGGAAGACUCUAACUGACCAAAGACAUACUCUCUUCUCCUCUUUUUUUUUUAGGAACAAGAGGAGAACAAAGGUGCAACCAGCUGGCCAGAGUAUUACAUUGACCAGCUCAAUUCCAUGGCCGCCGUAAGUAAUGACUCCUUGUCAUUCUUUACUGUAGGUCUCUUUACUAUGAUUUUGUGUCAAUCUCUGUCAUUGACACUUCCAAAGUGAGUGUAGAGUCUACAGUGGUACUGAAUUUCACUUUCACACUCCUUAAACAGAUCUGGAAGAGACUUGAUUGUCAAAUAUAAGCAUUUAACUUAAUUAUUUACAUGCUUGAUAUCAGUGAUCCUAAAACCUGCUCCGCAGUAUGCAGAUUUAUGUCCCAGCUUAGUGCCAUCACUCCUGAUUCAACUGAUCUGCUGAGCUGGGACUAAAGCUUUGAACACACUGCGACGAUGAAUGGCUAAAAGCUGCGGGUGGCCGUCCUAUUUGCUGUCGCUGCGCAGUGUUAUAGGGACCACUCGGUUGCACUCGGCCGUCCAUGGUUCUGGUGUGUGUUCCCCAUAAAACUUGCAGUACUGCGGCUCUCCAGCAGCAGGAUGGACGAUCACUGUGUCUAUAUCAAUUUUUGCACUGAUUUGAGAUUAUCCUUGAUUCAAGCCUGAUCAGGUGAUAAAAAGCAUGUGCAAUAACUUAAAUGACUCCUAACUUAUCAAUAAAAGAGAUUGUACUCUAAUCUCAAAACAAUGUACGAAACAAAUAUAUACAGUAUAAUUACAUCGGUAAUCUGUAGCUCCUCUCAGAUCAGACCAAUCCUAAAUCAGGUUAACUCUGCAUUCAUGUUAGAUUAAAAUGUAAUCGCAGAGGACGGCAAUUGUCAGCAUUUUAACUCCUGGCACGUGCUAUGUUGAUAUGUUUUUGGUAAUAAUAUUGCAGUUUUGGCAGGUGCAAGAGGUUCUGGGAAAGCUCCAAAGAAAGACAGGCAAUAUCUAGCACAGACAUGCCUCAGGCCUAGACACAUCCAGCCGACUCAACUAUCUAGAACGGCUCCUUUGUAUUCAAAGAGCCGAGCAGAAACCUGGCACAGAUCUCCUUUAUCUAAAUGGCACGUUUUCCACUACACGUCAUUUAUAAUAAAAGCCACUGAACAUAGAAAUUGCUGGCACAUGCUGGGAUACUUGUUAUCGGACCCAAACAUGAUGGGCAGUCCCUUUUCAGGUGCUCGUUCCCCAGCUAUUCCACACGUUUGAUAAGCAGCAUAGGUUUUUAGCUGCCCAUCUACAAAAAGCAUAAAGACAUUUAAGCAAUUUGGUCAAGCAAAAUAUUACUUUCCAGUCAGAAAUGGUAUCUUUUUAAAGCCAGUAAUUAAAUACAUGAAUUAUACACCUUGAUUUUGAAUAUGACUUACAGUACAAAUACCUUCAUCAGUUUAGUACAACUUUCCUACCUUUAUAUAACCAAAUAACGAAGGACCUAUUACUUCUUGUUUUACUUCAUGUUUUUGUUGUAUUUUUGGAGACUGUGUAAGAAAACUAUUUAUUAAUCUAAUCGUGUUUAAAAAGUAAUGUUGCUCUCGCACUACAGAUAUACUGUAUCAUGCAAAUAUCAUGGUAUGCAUUUGCUCUGUUGUUUCUGUUGGUACUAUUCACAGUUACAGUGUGGCUUGAAAAUAAGGCACCUGGCUCAAGGGAGUAGUAUAAAAAAUUCACGCCAUUGGACUUGUUCAAACAGCUUUGGUAAACACUAUAUUUAUGUUGCACAGAGGAAGACACUCCUUGCCCUGGAGAAGGAAGAUGAGGAGGAGAGGAACAAAACAAUAGAGAGCCUGAAGACUGCUUUGCGGACGCAACCCAUGAGGUGCCCUGGCUCUCAAACUUCCAUGCACUUCACUGUACAGUGCAUACACUCGCUAAAGAAACUCAUUUAAAUAGACUUAUAUACACACACCCUCUUGUAGCUACCAUACAUAGAAUAAACACGAGGGAACAGGAUUGUUUUCUGAAAUGAAUUUGAUUACACAAACGCUUACAGACAUACUAUGUCGUGUAUAUAUACACACACACACACACACACACACACACACACACACACCCUUCUCUCUAUUUCCCUGCACUCUUCCUUCAAAAAUAAUUUUUACUCUCAUAGAAUACACUCAUAGCUGACCAGAGCUUUGAAUUAGAAUAACUGAAAUAACAGGGCCCUACAAGGAGUAAUUGCCAUUGGAGUUACAGACCUAUAGAAGUGUAUAUGCAGACCAGAAUGAACAACAACGGCCCAGUAAUUCAUUGCUGUAUGGUAUAUGGCUAGGCUGGAAGACCACUCUUGGAUAUUGUCACACAUGUCAUAAAUGAUAUGGUCCCUCUGCUGUGCUAGUUACAGUACCAAUGCUAUGUGGAGCAGUUAUGUAACUGCUCUAAAUAAAAGUUGAAAGUAGGCUUUAUUAUUCUAAUGCUUCAGGCAGUCCUUCCCAGAACACCUAAUCUUUCAUUCAAAUCACCUAUUAAGUCGUUAAUCAUACUGCUGUGGGGCAGUAACCUGGGUAGUGUUCAUUGCAACGUAAAACGUUUUAAAAUGUUUUGCAAUGGGAAAUGAAGAUUAGUGUUUCUUAUUGGCCCCUCCCGGUUUGUCUGUUUUCUUCAGUUUGGUGCCUAAUGAACACGACCCAGAUCUGCUCAAUGAACAUAUGGUGUCCCUCUGGCUGCAUUGUGUGUAGCACUUUUUUUUACACCAUUUAAUGACCCCAUGCCUUGUGACCCGAAGAUCAGGUGUCAGACUUUCACCCCCAGCGGUUAUGGUGGCACUUGGUCACUGACUGGAAUUGUAUUUCUUCAGGCCUUUGUUUUUUAACAACUUUGAUAACACACACACACUCACAGAGGUUGACCAUUUUCUAUGCAUUUUAGACCUAAUUACUAUUUUGGGUAUUUCCAGUGUGUAGGAUUAUAGUCUUCAUACCCUAUUUCAAGUGGAAGUAAUGAAAAUUACUACAUGAGAUCCCAUAGACUCUUUCCUCCAACUGGGAACUUACACUUUUACCUUUGUAUUUUUAUUGAUAUCCUGUUUCCCCUUGACCUUCCUCAGGUUUGUGACUAGGUUCAUUGACCUAGAUGGCCUGACAUGCAUCCUCAACUUCCUGAAGACCAUGGACUAUGAGACGACCGAGUCGCAGAUCCACACCUCGCUCAUCGGCUGCAUUAAGGCCCUGAUGAACAACUCCCAGGGGCGCGCCCACGUGCUCUCGCACUCGGAAAGCAUCAACAUCAUCGCCCAGAGUUUGGCCACCGAGAACGUCAAGACCAAGGUGGCGGUGCUGGAGAUCAUGGGCGCCGUGUGCCUUGUGCCUGGCGGCCACAGGAAGAUCCUGGAGGCCAUGCUCCACUACCAGCGCUUCGCCUGUGAGAGGACGCGCUUCCAGGUGGGCAAGGGGAGGGUUAUGAAUGAAUCAUUUAGUCACAGUUAGUUACCUAUCCCUUUUCAUUGUGUUGAAUAAACAUUCAGUACCAUUUAAUAUUGUAACAUUUUGACUUUUGGCCGGGUUAUAUACACUGAGUGUACAAAACAACCAGUUAAAAGCUAUGAUCUCUUAUUGAUGUCACUUGUUAAAUCCACUUCAAUCAGUGUAGAUGAAGGGGAGGAGACGGGUGAAAGAAGGAUUUUUAAGCCUUGAGACAAUUGAUACAUGGAUUGUGUACGUGUGCCAUUCAGAAGGUGAAUGGGCAAGAAAAAAGAUUUAAGUACCUUUGAAAGGGGUAUAGUAGUAGGUGUCAGGGGCACCGAUUUCUGUGUGUCAAGAACUGCAACGCUGCUGGGUUUUUCACGCUCAACAGUUUCCCUAGUGGAUCAAGAAUGGUCCACCACCCAAAGGACAUCCAACCAACUUGAUACAACUGUGGGAAGCAUUGGAGUCAACAUGGUCCAGCAUCCCUGUGGAACACUUUCGACACCUUGUAGAGUCCAUGCCUCGAUGAAUUGAGGUUGUUCUGAGGGCAAAAGGGGGUGCAACUCUAUAUUAGGAAGGUGUUCCUAAUGUUUUGUACACUCCGUGAAUAUUAGACUGCGUGUAAAAGAAAGGCACCCAAUUAUAGGUCUUCAUUUCAGCACUUUUACAAGCCGCAUUGACUACUGCACAUUUCCUUAGAACAUCCACCCUUUAUUCAAAUAGCACUAUUGGCUGGCCAUUUGCAACAGUAAAGACUUUAAUUUGGCUGAAGGGGUUUGGCUCUGUUUGGCUCCAAUGGUUUGUGCCACUUUGUGUCUGCAAUAUAAAUUGUGUCUACAAUAUGAUUGAUCUCUGAACGACUAGCCAUAACUGUGGUCAUCUCCUCACCUUCACCACCUAGACCCUGCUGAACGAUCUGGACCGGAGUACGGGUCGGUACCGGGACGAGGUCAACCUGAAGACAGCCAUCAUGUCCUUUAUCAAUGCUGUCCUCAGCCAAGGCGCCGGAGAGGUAAAAUUAGCCCUCAACCUCUGCAUCGCUUGUCUCCUCACCCCACACUUGCACCAUACCUCUCUUCAAUCGAACUUGUGCUACACCUCAAUCUGACUUAACUUUAUUGGCACCUACUUUUGAUCAUCUUGUUAUGUUGUUCCCAGGCCAGUUUGGAGUUCCGCAUACACCUCCGUUACGAGUUCCUGAUGCUAGGAAUUCAGCCAGUCAUUGACAAACUUCGCUCCCAUGACAACUCCACGUUAGACCGGUGAGUUGGACCACAGUUCACGUUAACCUGAAUAAUGAAACAAGUGCCUUUUUCUCUUGAUCUCUGACCAUGCAUGCCCCUAUUAAUUUGACUUAAUCUCCCCCAGGCAUUUGGAUUACUUUGAAAUGCUGCGCAAUGAGGACGAGCUGACUAUGUCGCGGCGUUUUGAAUCGGUAAGUGUAAACUUGUUCUUGUUUCAUUCCUGACUUCCAUUGUCGUUUGUGCUUGAUAAGGACUGUGACACGUCAACGUGUUCUCUCUUUCCCAGGUGCACAUAGACACUAAAAGUGCUUCCCAGGUAUUUGACCUCAUCCGGAAGAAGAUGAACUACACUGACGCAUACCCACACUUUAUCUCUGUCCUGCACCACUGUCUCCUCAUGCCUCGUAAGUGUUUCCCUGCCGCAUUCCUGACCUGCUGCUAACGUUGACCCCGGUCAGUAAGAAUUUAGCGCUGUGAGUAUUGUGUUUCCCUAUUCCAGUCAGUGAAGGCUGCUGAGGGGAGGACGGCUCAUAAUAAUGGCUGCAAUGGAGCAAAUGGAAUGGCAUCAAACACAUGGAAACCAUGUGUUUGAUGUAUUUGCUACCAUUCCACUGAUUCCGUUCCAGCCAUUACCACGAGCCCGUCCUCCCCAAUUAAGGUGCCACCAACCUCCUCUGAUUCCAGUAGAGCUGACCUGCUGUCUUCUUCCUGCUAGCUGUGUGUGUUUGCGUGCGAGUGCAUGUGCAUGUGUGUGGAUGUGCACAAGUGUGAAUGUGCAUGUGUCUGUGCACAAAUGAAUUUGUAUCCGUAUGAGGAUCUGUCUGCAAACCAAGACGGCAUCUUGCCCUUUAGCCACACUGUAUAAAUCAACUGUGGAAACCUCUUUCUGUCCCUAGCUAAAUAUCUACUUGUGCAGAGAGGCCUCUUCUACUCAACUUCCUCUCUGUAUCGGCUGUGUUUGAUGACACGUGUGAUCUCCCUGUCCCCCCCAGAUAAAAGGAGUGGAAACACAGUGCAGUAUUGGCUGCUGCUGGACCGCAUCGUCCAGCAGAUGGUCCUGCAGAACGACAAGGGCCACGACCCCGACGUCACGCCCCUGGAGAACUUCAAUGUUAAGAAUGUGGUCCGGAUGUGAGUGCUCUCCAUGUGACCCUUUAAGAUGACGAGGGAGAGAGGGAGCACGUCCUGCUUGAACUCAACUGACUGGGAUGAGCUGGGAUGAUCUAGGCCUAGUAAAGACAUGAGAAUUCAUAAUUGAACUGUCUAAUUGAAAUAUCUUCCAAGCUGACCCUCCAAUCAAUACGUCAAUACUGUAGGGAACCUCAGUCCCUUGUAGGCUUCUUAGAAAAUGUAUUUAAAAUCUGUUAGUCUGCACUGCUUCAGUGUGAAAACUGUAUUUUAAUUCCCAUAAUAGCAAUGAGCUCAGCUCCAUUUCCACAGGAUUGAUUGUUUGGGAUAUUGUCUUUCACAUAAGUCAAUGCAUCAGUCAUAGAAUGCUCACAUUGAGGACCCUCCGGUAACUUUGUUUGUGUCCCUCUCCUUACAGGCUGGUCAAUGAAAAUGAGGUCAAGCAGUGGAAAGAGCAGGCGGAGAAAAUGCGAAAAGGUCAGUUUAAUUUUUUGAGUUGCUUCUUUGUGAAACACUGCCCUUUGGCUCUAUUGCACAUUUUUAAAAAGACCACAAAGAAACCGAGUUUUGAAUUAAUUUACACUUCACAUGGAAGGGGUUGACUAAUUUCAAUAUGUACAAGUAAUACAAAUCGGCAGGGAUGGUUUUUCAGAGGAUGCCAAUUAAAUGGUACAGUUCUCCACAGUGAACUAGUCCCCUGUAGCUCAGUUGGUAGAGCCAUGGCGCUUGCAACGCCAGGGUUGUGGGUUCGUUUCCCACGGGGGGCCAGUAUGAAAAUGUAUGCACUCACCAGUCGCUCUGGAUAAGAGUGUCUGCUAAAUGACUAAAAUAUAAAUGUAAAUGAACUAGUGAAUGUGUUCAUCUUAAUGCCUUUAGGCUUUAUGCUUAUCAGAUGAAUUGGACUGCUGUGGAUAUGAAUGUAGCUACUUGCCGGUCAGCCAACACAAGUUUUGAACCUUUUAUUGUGUAUUCGUAUCUCUUGUAGCUCACUAUUGGACUAGUAGUCUUUGAAGAGUCCUCAACCUCACCAGUAGCACAUUGAUCCAGUCACUGCCUACUAUUGCCCCAUAUGUUACCCUGCCCCUUUUAGAUCUAUCCUGCACUAUCAGAAAUAACAGCAGACAACCAUAGCAUCUUCUGAGCCACCAUGUGGUCCCAUGGGUUGAUCACAACAAAGAUUGUGAUUUAACAUUAGAAAAUGAUCAUAGAAAGGAACGGGCAACAUCCAAAUGUCUUAAUUGAAUUGAAAUGGAACCAAACCUGUUCACUCUCACAAACAACAUAACCUCCAACCCCAUUGGGCAGAGCACCACGAGCUCCAGCAGAAGUUUGAGAAGAAGGAGCGUGAGUGUGACGCCAAGACCCAGGAGAAGGAGGACAUGAUGCAGACCCUCAACAAGAUGAAGGAGAAGCUAGAGAAGGAAAGCACCGAGCACAAGGCGGUCAAGCAGCAAGUGGCUGACCUCUCUGUCCGGCUGCACGACCUCAGCUCUGUACGUCACCCUUCAACUCCUUCAUACUUAUACAAAGAAAUGGCACCAAAUAUGCCUUAAUGUAGAUUCAUUAUGUUUCAUCAAGAUUCAUUAACUGUUAUUAGAUUUACAGUACAUUAUAGAAAAUACAUGAUUUCAAGGCACCUAAAGUAAAUUACUGGAUGGGUCUCUGAUGCAACCAAUGUUACUACAUAAGAUUGAAAGUGAGCGAUAAGAUAAGGAUUGAAAUACGAUUCAUUAAGAUGUGAUGGUGCAUUGUCUUUAUCUGUGUAUUUCCCCCCAACAUUUCCAGAGACAGAUUGCCAGUGUCCCAGGCGGUCCCCCCUUCAUCCCUGGCCCCCCUGGUGGGCCUCUCCCGCCCCCCCCUCCCCCAGGAGGCAUGAUGCCCCCUCCACCACCCCCAGGGGGUAUGAUGCCCCCUCCACCGCCCCCACCCCCAGGUGGUCCCCCGCCUCCUUUUGGACGGCCACCCAUGGGAGGGAUACCUCCUCCCCCUGGGGCACCCCUAGGGUCCGCCCUCAAGAAGAAGAACAUCCCCCAGCCGUCCAACCCACUAAAAUCUUUCAACUGGGCCAAGCUAGCUGAGGUGAGAGUGCAUGGGUUUGAACAGGGUCAUGUUCAUUAGAGAUCAAACAGAAGUCAAUGGACUGAAACAGGGAUAGACUACCUAGACUUGUCCAAUAAGGAACACUCAUUUUUGUUCUCUGUUGCAAAACGUUGGUUUCCGUUGUGUGCCCUAAAGAACAUGACCCUGGUAGUUCCCUACAGAGUCAAUAUGACCUCCUCUUUGUCAUCAUUGAUAGCGACAGGGACAUUUUAGUCUGUAAACCCUGCUCACAAUAUUUUGUUCCCUGAACGUUUCGGUUUAGUUAAGGAGAAUGUUACCUUUUCCCAGUUAUUCAAGUGCACUUAGAAUGGGGAACCAGAUGAAAACAUUCCCGUAUGUUCUGGGAAUAUUUCUUGUUAGCGUUUAAGCUGAUUCUAGAUUAGCUCCCAUAAGUGAUUAUUCUUCUGUUGCAAUCUUUGAAUAACAGACUCUUGUGUUAGGCCUUGGUGAUUGAACUAUGGUUGCUGGAGAUUGCUUACAGAACAUAUUGAGGAUACUGAAAGCCAGGGUUGGGGUCAAUUCCAUCUCAAAUCAGUCAUUUCAGGAGGUGAACUGACAUUUUCCUAAUUGCUUGGAAUUUCAGUUUACUUCUUGAAUUGCCUGAAUUGAAAUGGAAUUGACCCCAACCCUGCUGAAAGCGCCACCUCAAAAAAUCUAAAUACAAUUCUCCCACUCUCCAUCCAAGAAUAAGCUGGAGGGCACUGUAUGGACAGAAGUCGACGACGGGAAGGUUUUCAAAAUUCUCGACCUGGAGGACAUUGAGAAGACCUUCUCGGCCUACCAGAGACAACAGGUACUGUACUGCGGCCAAGUGUUCUCGCUGGUCCUGCUGAACAAGAGAAGAGUUUUAUAGAGCCCCCAACACAUAUCCAUCCUCCACCCUUUCCCCUCUUAUUCCGUUCUUGUUAGAAGCACCAAUACAAAACAUGACUUCACUCAUGCUGAUUAUUUGCCAUCUCACAAAUGUAGAGUAAUACCAUAUUGUUUGGCUAGUGUGCAGUUUUAUGGCAUUUGACACUACUAAGUAACAUAAAAGCCUUGUAUGUAUGAAUAACAGAAAUACAAAAAAGCGCUGACUACACAGUAUUUAUAAGGUUUCUUAGCAUACACUGUCAUAACCUUUUUAUGAUGCUAGAGUAUCAAUGUAAAAUAUCUUAAAGAUCAUCAGACAAGUAAAGAUUGGGUUUGGCCCUUAGUGCCUGCAGCUUAGUAUUACCUAGUACCGCAACACUGAUGCAAACAGAUCACUAUAGUGUCGUCAGGGGAAACAGAGGGACUUUUGUGUUAACAAACAUUUGCAGACCGUGUCCUUAACCACUGACGAAAUUGGACCCAGGGCUAUUAAAAGCAUCAGUUAGCUAGCACAUAAGCCACAAACACGAGGGUAGCUCUUCUCUCGCUACUCACUGGCCCUCUGUAUGGAAUGCAAAUCUGCUUGAGUUCACCUCGAUCAUACUAAUACAAGAGAUUUAGUCACAAUGUAGCCUAGGUUUUCAUUAUGCGCUAUUUAAAUCAGGGGUGUCAAACAAUGAGGCCCAACAUCUGAUUUAAUAUGGCCCCCAUGUGUCCCCCAUCACUAGUUUAUUUGUAUAUUUAAAAUAUAUAUAUUUGAAUAUGGUUUUUAAAAAAUCUACAAACAUUAGUGAAUUCAUAGUUAAGGCUCUGUUGUAGAUGAGACCGCUCUCACAUUUGCCUUAACAUUUUGACAUCCCUGGUCUAAAUGAACAUUAUGACAAACAUAUCACACUCAACUGACUCCAAUGUUACCACAUUUGUUUUGCCUGUGACUCACACUAACACCAGCACCUCAUGAUCAGCUCGCACACAUGCAUGCACGCAAACACACAUGUACAUUUUGCAAUGCCCCAGCCCCCAACCUACACCCAUCUCUAAUGGCCCAACAGCCUUUGCUUGCCUACGCAGUCACACUCCCUCUUCACUCAUCUCUGAUGUCCUUUAUGAGCUUGUUUCUAUUUGUUUGUUUUGGCCUGGAUUCACCCAACUGUGCUAUCAUUAUAACGAGUGCCCACAUCUUCCUUGCUUCUUGCCUGCGUUCUAGGACUUCUUUAUGGUCAAUAACAGCAAACAGGUGAGUUCACUCAUUUCCACACCCAAAAUGGUGUGGCAUUUUUGUCAUCCUCCUCCUCUUCUAUCAUUUAGGACAUUUUGCUUUUCUUAUCUUAUCCUCUUGACAUCUUCAUCCUCUUGAAGAUAUAUACACUACCAGUCAAAAGUUUGGACACACCUACUCAUUCAAGGAUUUUUCUUUAUUUUUACUAUUUUCUACAUUGUAGAAUAAUAGUGAAGACAUCAACACUAUGAAAUAACACAUGGAAUCAUGUAGUAACCUAAAAAGUGUUAAACAAAUCAAAAUAUAUUUUAAGUAGCCACCCUUUGCCUUAAUGACAGCUUUGCACACUCUUGGCAUUCUCUCAAUCAGCUACAUCUGGAAUAAUUUUCCAACAGUCUUGAAGGAGUUCCCACAUAUGCUGAGCCCUUGCUGGCUGCUUUUCCUUCACUCUGCGGUCCAACUCAUCCCAAAUCAUCUCAAUUGGGUUGAGGUCAGGUGAUGGUGGAGGCCAGGUCAUCUGAUGCAGCACUCCAUCACUCUCCUUCUUGGUCAAAUAGCCCUUACACAGCCUGGAGGUGUGUUGGGUCAUUGUCCUUUUGAAAAUUAAGUGAUAGUCCCACUAAGCCCAAACCAGAUGGGAUGGCAUAUCGCUGCAGAAUGCUGUGGUAGCCAUGCUGGUUAAGUGUUCCUUGAAUUCUAAAUAAAUCACCGACAGUGUCACCAGCAAAGCAUCCUCACACCAUAACACCUCCUCCUCCAUGCUUUACGGUGGGAUUGACUGACCUUCAUGUCUUAAAGUAAUGAUGGACUGUCGUUUCUCUUUGCUUAUUUGAGCUGUUCUUGCCAUAAUAUGGACUUGGUCUUUUACCAAAUAGGGCUAUAUUCUGUAUACCACCCCUAACUUGUCACAACACAACUGAUUGGCUCAAACGCAUUAAGAAGGAAAUUCCACAAAUUAACUUUUAAGAAGGCACACCUGUUAAUUGAAAUGCACCUCAUGAAGCUGGUUGAGAGAAUGCCAAGAGUGUGCAAAGCUGUCAUCAAGGCGGCUACUUUGACGAACCUCAAAUACAAAAUAUAUUAUGAUUUGUUUAACACUUUUUUGGAUACUACUUCCAUAUGUGUUAUUUCAAUGUUUUGAUGUCUUCACUACUAUUGUACAAUGUAGAAAAAAAGCAAAAAUAAAGAGAAACCCUUGAAUGAGUAGGUGUGUCCAAACUUUUGACUGGUAGUGUGUGUGUGUGUGUGUGUGUGUGUGUGUGUGUGUGUGUGUGUGUGUGUGUGUGUGUGUGUGUGUGUUGUGUGUUGUUGUGUUGUGGUGUGUGUGUGUUGUGUGUGUUUGUGUGUGUUGUUGUGUUGUGUUGUGUUGUGUUGUUGUUGUUGUUGUGUUGUGUUGUGUUGUUUGUUGUUGUUGUGUGUGGUGUUGUGUGUGUGUGUUGUAUGUAUGUAUGUAUUUUCGAUUUUUCAGGUGGUGCUUCAGCACCCCUGCUUCCCGCGGCUAUGUAGCAACAUGAAUAAAUAAUUAAAGAUUAUGGUUUCCAUAAAUCAACAAUUGCCUUUUGUACAUUGCAGUAGUUUAGGCUUAGUAACUAGGUUUUUUUCUGUGAAGGAAAUACCCGCUCUUAUUUUAAAGUAUGUAAAGAAAAAUCCAAUCCCCUCUUUAUGAGAAUGUCCAUUCACUCUCAAUGCGACAUGUCUUUUUAAAAUGUAAUUUAUGUCUGCGUCUGUUGCUGUGUGUUCGCACACGUAUGUGCCUGUGCGCACGUAUGUGUAUUCGUCCAUGUAUUUUCGUGUGUUUUGUUUUUCUUAUCUUUUCAUAAGUUAGUGUCUCGUAUUUGUGUGUUUGUCUUUCUUUACUUUUUUUGUGUGUGUGUGUAUUCCUACUGUUGCUCCUACUUAAGAUACCUACCAUUCUGAAAUGCCUCUCCUCUGAACGACUCUCCACAGAAAGAGAGUGAGGAUUCGGACUCCUUGAGCUCCAAGAAGGUCAAGGAGCUCUCGGUCAUCGAUGGCCGCCGAGCCCAGAACUGUAAUAUACUCCUGUUGCGGUGAGUGUGUGAAUCCUGGCAGCCAGAUAAAUUCCUGGUCAAUGGCAGUUGUCAGAAACUGGGCCAUGCUAUUGAGGUCAUUUCCUGUUCUGAUGAGAGUAACAUAUUAGCACUGCAAUGUCAUAUCCUGUUGAUUGUAAAUACUUUUUAUUGUCUAAUUAUGAUUUGAUCCUGAUGUCAGUGAGUAGGCUUUCUUCUUUGCGUCAUUCUUCUCUUUCAAAGCAGGCCCCAGUGAAUCAUGGGGGACUUUAUCUCAUAAUCAAAACAUUCUCUCACUCUCUUUCUUUACAUUAGGCUAAUCUUGAAAACCCAGAACUAAACUAUUGCGUAAUUGCGUCAGGUAUGAGGGAAGAUGUAUGAGAAAAUAUACUAACGAGACUAGCGAAGUCUCCACCCCCCUAAACGGAAACUCUCAGCCAAAGCCCCUUUUGAUGAAAGUUAGCUUUACAGAGAAAGUUUCAUGAUUAUCCAAUGAAAGGCGCAUGUUUUACAAAAUGGGCUACAAUUUGGCAGCAUAUUGAUGAUUAUAGCAUCACAAAUGUGUGGUUAAUACGCAGAUUGUUUUGCCCCAAUGCAAUGUGUAGAAUGAGUCUUGCUUGUGCUACUGCAAAAUCCUAAAUUACAACAGAUAGAGAAAGUUGUAGCCUACAUCCUAAAUUAGCCUACAAAAUAUAUACAAAAAUUGAAUGUUCGUUCAAAUCACUGUGGGGUUUUUUUUUCAGCUGUUCAGAGAUGUAGGCUACAUCAUGUCAAUCAAAUUGGUUGAGGGUUCAGAAGAGGGUGAGUAAAGAGAGAAGUGUGAAGGGAGGGGAGAGGAGGGUCAGCAGAAGCUACGUAAAAAAAAACGUGUGCGGCAGACAGUAGACAUUCAAGGUGAUAAUGCUUCAUUUAUGACAUUGUUUUUAAAAUAUAUUGACAGUAGAAGUUACUUGGAGACAAAUUCCAGGCUCUCAAAACUUGACUGAAACAACAUGAAACAGCAGCUCUCCGUUAGCAGAGCUGCUGUGAUUUCUCAUUAAUUGAAUGUGGUCUGGUAUAAUAAGUAAGCCACACAUAUUCACACAGAGGGGAACUUUAAUUUAAUCAAGACUUAUCUGACUCAAAACGACCAUGAAACAAGCCAAAAUGGAACCCACUACUUCUAAUGCUUUCUUUUUGGGUGUUCAAAUCGGGUUGUCCCACAUCAAGGCGAUUUGAUUUACAGUUUGGUGGAAGAGGACCAUUCGGUUGUGAUGCAAGAUUAAUGGUUUUGCUCAGGAAGAGAGAUGGUUGUGUUUUUGGUUUUCCUGGUCAUGAACUCCACUCAAUAAUUGCUCUCUCUAAGUGAGCUUAGACCACUUCUAACAAUUUAUUGAAAGGGUGUGGUUUUACAAUAGAAGUAGAGUUGAUUGUAGGAUCACAACUUGUUCUUUUUUUUCCAAAAGCUAGAAGGUUGAGGUUUCUCAGUCAGAGGAUGUGGUGUGAAAUGAAGUUGCUCCAUAGCUAGCUUUUAUUUUACAAUGUGUUUAUUAGGUUUCCCAAGUAAAAACUGUGCACGCACACACACACACACACACAAACCGAACUAGCUCCCCUUACACAGUCUGGCCCAUCUCGCAAUUCACAACCCCCAUGUCAAAAGGCUGUGACACAGAAUCCUAGCUAAAAUCUGAUCAACCGCCUCUCCUAUACUAAUUUCAUUUAAUGGUUUUUAAUGGGCUUCAAAAAGCCUUUAACAGAGACCACCCAUGCGGACGCUCUCCAAAGGGAUUGAAUGGAGAACUACGCUCCCUUUUAAGAGGGUGCCCUCAGACGAAUGUGGCCUGAUUUUUGAGGAGCAAACAUGAUCUGUGGAACAGCUGUGGUCAAUGCCAUUUAAAGACACCAGAGACAAAGAUGCUCCCAUCAAUGGGCAGUGAUGCUAGCAGUUUAGUAAGCAGUAGCACAAGUAGACACAUCUCAAAGGUGGAAUUAUCAUUUAGAAAAUACAAUGUCACUUUGCUCUAACAGAUCUACAUAAACAGAUAACAACAGUUGUAUUUUGAGUUUGUCCCUUAUUUGAGUCAGAAUUUUGGGUCGAGACAUACUUUAUUGAACUUGCAUGUAGACCCGUUAGUCCCGGGGAGAAAAUUGCCUGCUUAGCAACAUAGGUUAAUAGUUUCAGCAACAACCAUAUAAUACUUUUGUGUUUGGUCUAAAAUGGCAGGGGCAGGCGCGAUUUCAGCAAUGGAGUUCCUAUAAGUGUUCUGUGCAUUUAAGUGCUCAGACGACUAUGUGCUGUGUGCCAAGGAAGGUUCUCUUUGACAUAGAAAGUGUUCUGGUCCUGUUUUCCCAGCAUUCCUGUUUCCAACUCUCUGCCUUUCCUCUUCUUCUGGCAAACUAAAUUUCAUUCCGUAGAAAGGCAGUUAUGAAUAUUCAUGAGUCUCGACAUAGAACCCGUCGGGUGAUUGGUUGAACCUUAUUGAGUGUGUGAAAUUACACAAACGCUCUACAGAGUCGUCUGUUUAGCUAGCUCUUGCCGCGGGCAUGAGCAGUUAACACCGACCGGACGACUUGGGAAACCCAGCUUCAGCUUGAUCACCAAAUUAAUUGGGAAAUAAAUAAAAGCCUGUAGCUACCAAUCUAUGUUUGUUUCACUGUCCGAUCAUUGUAAAAAAAAACGAGCACACUAACUGUUAUUUAAAUCUUUCCACAAACUGUUAAGUUGCGUCAAUUCAAAUCUGGUAUUGGAACAAAAAGAGGUCAAUACACGUCUUCUAAAAUAGACUAGUAUUUUAAUUAAUGCAAAACACUUCAAUGGUAAAUAUGAUGUUCGUAUAUACGGGUCCACUGAAAUACCACACAGGGCAGUCAGAGAACUGGUCCAUUGUUAUAAGUUCUUCUUUAAAUACUCUGACAGAGAUAGUUCCCGCUCGCUGCUGGCCUAUCAGAGUAGAGACUGAGCGUGAUUUAGACUUACUCAGCCUAUCGUUGGCGCACUGGCUGGUCCCAGUCCCUUGGCGCUUCACUGUUGCCAGGUGUUUAGUUGUUUUGCAACUUGUCUCGAGUCAGCAACCUCAGACAUCUUUGUAGCAGAACACAUGUCCUUGAGCGGUCUAACAAAGAGGCAGUGUGUGUGUAUGUGAGACACAAGUCUUAUCUCAGCCUACCCCCUAAUAGUUCCCCACAUUAAUCACAGCUUGUUAUGUUAAACAGUCUAUCAGUACAGCACAAACCUAUUAUGUUUAAUCAUUAAUGCUUUCUUAUUAAGCUAACAGCACAUCUAAAAUAUAAGAGAAUAAUUUCCCACAAAACUGUCUGGUAUGUGUUGGUUGAUAUGACCAAGUUAACCCAAAUGUAUCAAAGAAUAGGUAAUGCAUUCACGAUUAGUUAGUGGCUACUGCCUGACCAGUAAACUAGCUAGCUACAUUUCAGUAAUUAGCUAUGCACCUAAAUGCGGUGGUCAGUAGAUUAACUAACGGUGAGUUGAACAUAUUUGUCUGAAAACGAACUAGUCGCUAGUUAUUGUUGCCCGUGUCGAACCAGUUGGCUAAUGGGUAACCCAUGAGCUCCUGAAUCUAGUAGUGAUGUGCCUUUCAUAAAAGCGUCGUUCUUUUUGAACGACUCUUUUUAAUGACUCGAGUCAUGAUACGUUUUUCUCAGUGACUUAAUACGCGCUCCUCCAGCAGGAUUAAUACACGCUCCGACCAACAACUGUAAAAUAGAUCAUGCUGCAGGCAGCAAUGACAGCAAAGAGAAGAAAAAGACAUGUUUAGAACUGGUUAUUGAUCUCAUGGUGCAAGAAUACAUGCAAAUAAUUCAUUAUUGAAUGUUAUGAUGAACACAGCUUUGUAGAACCAAAACAUGCACACAGUCUGCUCAACAAAAUCGAACAUGAGAACAAAUAGUUUGAGAUGCUACAGUUCGCGAACAAUAUUGUGCUUAUCACCCUCACGGCAAGCAAUGCAUUCCGACAAUCUAGUCCGGUUGCAGCCACAACUAGACCUCGUUUCAAAUGUAUCAAGAAAUAAUCUUAUUUGUAUGCCUAGCAAUCAACAAAUGUACAUUGUUUAAAGCACACUUUUACAAGUCUGUCACAAAUGACAGCUCCAAUAAGCCCCUUACGGUGAGCAAAAUAUUAUUUCACGUUUUCAGUUCAUCGUUUGCGGGUAGGGGGUCCUGCGUGCUCUGGGCAUUAUUGACUCAAAUGAACAAAACGAGUCGUAAGAUUCGUUAUUUUUACUGAAAUCAGUAAAAAGAGCCGACCUUCCCAUCACUAGUCUAGCUAGCUGUGUCUUUUAGCGUCCACUACUAGCUAGCUAGUUAGCUACUGCAUGGUCAGAGUGAGUCCUCAUGUUAGCUAGCCAGCUAGCUACAUUUCAGUCAGUAGCUAUCCUUCUAAAUGCGGUGGUCACUUGAUAAACUAGCAAUGAGUUGAACAUAUUUGGCUGAAAAUGAACUAGUAGCCAGACUUUGUUGUUGCCCAUGGUGGAAGCCUAUGUGCCCAUGUGCUCCCGAGUCUAAAAGCAGUCUAACUAACGUUAGCUAGCGUUGCAAAUUAGCAUUUCGCUAGCUAGUGGAGCUGUUUUGUAAGAAAAUGGCUGAGAUUACUCAAACACUGUAGCUAGCUAGCAAGCCCUCCUCAGCGACAAUGUUAUUGGGGUGGAAUGUUAGAAUGAUAUUUAUUUCACUUAUCGAAAAACGUAAUAAAAGGUAUCAGGUAGAAGUAAAUUAAUCCACAAAUACCAAUAUAAUUGUACAUAUCUUAAAUUACCAAAUGUUCAUGAAUUUGAUGAUAUAAGCUUGAAGCAUGUUCAAAAACAGUACAGGACUUGAAUCGGGAAGUAGGCAGGACAUUCAUAGGGCUGGCAGGUAGCCUGGCGGAAAGGAGCGUUGGGCCAGUAACCGAAAGGUUGCUGAAUCGAAUCCCUUAGCUGACAAGGUAAACAUAUUUCGUUCUGCCCCUGAGUAAGGCAGUUAACCCACUGUUCCCCAGCCACAGAAGACGUGGAUGUUGAUUAAGGCAGCACUUUGCACCUCUCUGAUUCAGAGGGGUUAGGUUAAAUGCAGAAGACACAUUUCAGUUGAAUGCAUUCAGUUGUACAACUGACUAGGUAUCUCCCUUUCCAAGUGUGGCUGGUUUUUAAAGUGAGCAGCCGACAGAGCCUGUCUGGCACCUGUUCCCCCUCUGGGUAGUUCUCAGAGCCGGCGCAUAAAAUCAGACUCAUCAUUUUUACAUUAAACAGGACAACUCCACGAGGGAGAGGCCUUUAAGGUCAUCUGUCUCUUUUUCAGCAAAUCUCCCAGAUGUCUCUCCAGACAGACAUACAGUUCCUCCCUAUGAUAUUGUAUAUAAAUAAACUGCACAUUUGGCUAAUUUGUGAAAUACAUGUUUAAAAACACAAACCAGUUAGGAAGUGCCAAGAACUGGACACUGGCAAUAAGGCUAAGAAUUUAAGUUUGCAGUGUUUCUCACUUUACUUUUCCUGCGGUUUGAAGUUCAGUAUUGCAGGCUAAAGUUGAAUUAUACAUUUUGUAUUAUCUAUUUGUUUAGGUUGAGGCUUUGUGGCACUUCUUGUUGAUGUGCUCUUGACAUCAAAGGAGAAAGCUGAGGCAUAUUCCAAUUGAAUCUUAGAAGUGCUUAAAACAAAUUCUGUCAGUGAUAUUUGGGCGGGAGUUAUUCGAAUUUACAAAUCACAUGAUGCCUCAAAAACAGUUAUAGUAUUAAUGGUGGUUCUAGUGUGAAUGAGAGUUCCUGUAGUUGAGUUGAGUUUUCCUGUGAGUUGAAAGUGGCUGACAUCUCCUGUGAUUGUCGUCCAGGCUGAAGCUGUCCAAUGAGGAGAUGAAGAGGGCGAUCUUGACCAUGGACGAACAGGAGGACCUCCCCAAGGAUAUGCUGGAGCAGGUAAGUCUAGCAAAAUCACAUGGGCUUGAAACAGUAAACUUGCACACCUGAAUGUGCUUCCAGGUGCAUGGAGCAAAACUUAUACUUGUUAAAAAGAAGAAAAACUCCAGUAAUCGUUAUGCUCCCAAUGUCAUUUUCUGUCCCUCAGUGAGCAAAAUCAAAUAGAUGAGAUUUCAAAUAGACAGGAUGCAUUUCUGGAUUGCAUCCACAUAAGUGAUCACCUCCAUUUCAUGAACAUCAUAUAAAGAGAGAUUUAAGAUUCCAUUGCAGUAUUGUAAGUGACAUAGUAGAUUUAUGUCAGUGCAAUGUUUAGCUAUGCUACAUAUGUUGCUAGUGAAUGGCCAGUCACUUUCAUGGCUCCUCCUCAGAUGCUGAAGUUUAUUCCAGAGAAGAGUGACGUGGACCUCCUGGAGGAGCACAAGCAUGAGCUGGACCGCAUGGCCAAGGCUGACCGCUUCCUUUAUGAGAUGAGCAGGUAGGAUGAACUGAGAGAGAGAACUCGAGAAGUAGACCAAGGGCCUGAUUCGAUCAAACGUGUUUUAGCUAAAUGUAUGCAGUGUAUUUUUUUGCACCAGUGAUUGUCCAGGGUUUGAACCUGAACCUCCUGUGCUACAAGUCAAUCAAUCAAUCAAUCAAUCAAUCAAUAGAUCAAAUGUAUUUAUAAAGCCCUUUUUACAUCAGCAGAUGUCACAAAGUGCUGUACAGAAACUCAGCCUAAAACCCCAAACAGCAAGCAAUGCAGAUGCAGAAGCAUGGUGGCUAGGAAAAACUCCUUAGAAAGGCAGGUACCAAGGAAGAAACCUAGAGAGGAACCAGGCUCUGAGGGGUGGCCAGUCCUCUUCUGGCUGUGCCGGGUGGAGAUUUUAAGAGUAUGUGGUCAUUUAAGGCCAGAUUGUUCUUCAAGAUGUUCAAACGUUCAUAGAUGACCAGCAGGGUCAAAUAAUAGUCAGUGGUUGUAGAGGGUGCAACAGGUCAGUACCUCAGGAGUAAAUGUGGACUGGGGACAGCCAGGAGUCAUCAGGCCAGGUAGUCCUGAGGCAUGAUCCUAGGACUCAGGUCCUCCGGGAGGGGAGGGAGAAAGAAUUAGAGGGAGCAUACUUAAAUUCACACAGUACACCAAAUAAAACAGGAGAAUUACACCAGAUAUAACAGACUGACCCUAGCCCCUCGCCACAUGUACUAUUGCAGCAUAGAUACUGGAGACUGAGACGGGUGGGUCGGGGGAGACUGUGGCCCCGUCCGGCUAUACCCCCGGACAGGGCCAACCAGGUAGGAUAUAACCCCACCCACUUUGCCAAAGCACAGCCCCCACACCACUAGAGGGAUAUCAACAGACCAAGAAUUUACUACCCUGAGACAAGGCUGAGUAUAGCCCACAAAGAUCUCCUCCACCGCACGAGCCCGAGGGGGCGCAAAACCGGACAGGAAGAUCACGUCUGUGAUUCAACCCACUCAAGUGACGCACCCCUCCUAGGGACGGCAUGGAAGAGCACUAGUAAGCCAGUGACUCAGCCCAUUAUUGGAUCAGAGGCAGAGAAUCCCAGUGGAGAGAGGGUAGCCGGCCAGGCAGAGACAGCAAGGGUGGUUUGUCGCUCCAGUGCCUUGCUGUUCACCUUCGCACACCUGGGCCAGACUACACUCAAUCAUAGGACCUACUGAAGAGAUUAGUCUUUAGUAAUGACUUAAAAGUCGAGACCGAGUCUGCGUUUCUCACAUGGAUAGGCAGACCAUUCCAUACAUAUGUAGCUCUAUAGGAGAAAGCCCUGCCUCCAGCUGUUUGCUUAGAAAUUCUAGAGACAUUAAGGAGGCCUGUGUCUUGUGACUGUAGUGUAUGUGCAGGUAUGUAUGGCAGGACCAACUCAGAGAGAUGGGUAGGAGCAAGCCCCUUAAUGCUUUGUAGGUUAGCAGUAAAACCUUGAAAUCUGCCCUAGCCUUAACAGGAAGCCAAUGUAGAGAGGCUAGCACUGGAGUAAUAUGAUAAAAUAUUUUGGUUCUAGUCAGGAGUCUAGCAGCUGUGUUUAGCACUAACUGAAGUUUAUUUAGUGCUUUAUCCGGGUAGCUGGAGAGUAGAUUGUUGCAGUAGUCUAAUCUAGAAGUGACAAAAGCAUGGAUUAGUUUUUUUCUGCAUCAUUUUCGGACAAAAAGUAUCUGAUUUUUGCAAUGUUACGAAGAUGGAAAAAAAGCUGUCCUUGAAAUAUUCUUGAUAUGUUCGUCAAAAGAGAGAUCAGGGUCCAGAGUAACGCCAAGGUCCUUCACAGGUGUAUUUGAGAUGACUGUACAACCAUCAAGAUUAAUUGUCAGAUCCAACAGCAGAUCUCUUUGUUUCUUGGGACCUAGAACUAGCAUCUCUGUUUUGUCCGAGUUUAAAAGUAAAACAUUUGCUGCCAUCCACUUCCUUAUGUCUGAAACACAGGCUUCCAGGGUAGGCAAUUUUGGGGCUUCACCAUGUUUCAUCGAAAUGUACAGCUGUGUGUCGUCCGCAUAGCAGUGAAAGUUGACGUUGUGUUUCCGAAUGACAUCACCAAGAGGUAGAAUAUAUAGUGAAAACAAGAGUGGUCCUAAAACAAGUCCAUGUUAAGCUCACUAAGCUAAAGCCUAGACAUUAUCUUGGUGAGCUAACGAAAGUCUACAGGUCACAGGCAAGCUAACUUCCUCAUUAUGCGAGCUUGGUUCCCAUGUUCUCACAUUCCCACAGAAAUUGAUGAUUCCCACCAUUACUUAAAAACAAAACAAGUCCCAUGUUGAGAGGGGGGUGUUUUAUUCUCACCGUCUCAGAGUGGAGCCAAUGACACCAUGGUAUUUCGACCUGUUCCAGACAGUGUAUCUCGCUGUUUAGUCUAUGCACUGUAAGUCACUGUUGACCAAAGAGUCUGCUAAAUGAAUUUAAACGCAGACACAGGGAACUUCCCUGCUUAGACCACCCACCCCAAAGCCUGAAUUGAGUUUGCUGCCUGGGUGUCGUUCUUAAGAAUAUUUGGCAAUACUGCAACAGUGACAGAGCAGUAGUAGAGCCCUGUUAAUUGAUACAGUUACAUAUCACAAUAUUAUUUUUGAAUGAUAAUAGAACGAUAUGACUUCAAGUAUAAAUAUUUUUUUGAUACUGUAGGUAGCGUUAGCAAGCGCUAGUCGGUUUUACAGUACCUGCGCCAAAACUCCAGUAUUUUUCAUCCAAUAGCGUGUUCUCCAUCUUCUUUUUAAAGUGAGCCAACAUGCUUUCAGGACUAUUACACUACAUGACCAAAAGUAUGUGGACACCUGCUCGUCGAACAUCUCAUUCCAAAAUCAUGGCCAUUAAUAUGGAGUUGGUCCCCCCUUUGCUGCUAUAACAGUCUUUCCACUAGAUGUUGGAACAUUACUGCGGGUACUUGCUUCCAUUCAGCCACGAGCAUUAGUGAGGUCGGGCACUGAUGUUGGGCGAUUAGGCCUGGCUCGCAGUCAGCGUUCCAAUUCAUCCCAAUGGUGAUUGAUGGGGUUGAGGUCAUUGCUCUGUGCAGGCCAGUCAAGUUCUUCCACACCGAUCUCAAUAAACCAUUUCUGUAUGGACCUCGCUUGUCAUGCUGAAACAGGAAAGGGCCUUCACCCAAACUGUUGCCACAAAGUUGGAAGCACAGAAUUGUCUAGAAUGUCAUUGUAUGCUGUAGCGUUAAGAUUUCCCUUCACUGGAACUAAGGGGCCUAGCCCGAACCAUGGAAAAACAGCUCCAGACCAUUAUUCCUCCUCCACCAAACUUUACAGUUGGCACUAUGCAUUCGGGCAGGUAGCGUUCUCCUGGCAUCUGUCAAACCCAGAUUUGUCCGUAGGACUGCCAGAUGGUGAAGUGUGAUUCAUCAUUCCAGAGAACGCGUUUCCACUGCCCCAGAGUCCAAUGGCAGCGAGCUUUACACCACUCCAACCGAAGCUUGGCAUUGCGCAUGGUGAUCUUAGGCUUGUGUGCGGCUGCUCGGCCACGGAAACCCAUUUCAUGAAGCUCCUGAUGAACAGUUAUUGUGCUGACGUUACUUCCAGAGGCAGUUUGGAAUUUGGUAGUGAGUGUUGCAACCGAGGACAGAUGAUUUUUAAGUGCUUCAGCACUCUGUGGUCCUGUUCUGUGAGCUUGUGUGGCCUACCAAUUCGCGGCUGAGCCGUUGUUGUUCCUAGACGUUUCCACUUCACAAUAACAGCACUUACAGUUGACCGGGGAAGCAGGGCAGGAAUUUGACGAACUGAUUUGUUGGAAAGGUGGCGUCCUAUGGCAUUGAAAGUCACUGAGCUCUUCAGUAAGUCCAUUCUACUACCAAUGUUUGUCUAUGGAGAUUGCAUGGCUGUGUGCUCAAUUUCUCUCUCUGCAGCAGACAUAAAGUGAGCAAUAUGUUUGGAACAUCAAAUCGCAAUUAAAUCGCAGUAUUGAAUCGCAAUACAAAUAGAAUUGUGAGAAUCUUGAAAAUCACAAUACAUAUCGUAUCUGCACCUAAGUAUCGUGAUAAUAUCGUAUCGUGAGGUCCCUGGCAAUUCCCAGCCCUACUGUUAACUGUGUUGGCUAUAACCAAAAGAAUGACACUCUUUCUUCAUCAAUAUGUUCUAAACCCAAACAGGAAACUCGUCAUAGCCGCCCGCACAACAGCCUCGUGUCCCAGUUGGGGGAAUCAUAAAACAAACAAGGAGCAUGUUCCCCUGGAAACUACACUCCCUCUUUAUUAGAUUCUAUUAACAUAAAUUGUGCAAUAGCGUUUUUCCCCAUCCUGUGGUUGGAGACGUGGGGUACUUCUUUCCAGGAACUGGCUUAGUCCUCCAACAGAGUCCAACUAAUGUUUUGGUUUCUGAGAGUGCGGUAGCCAAGGCGACAGCCCCCCCUCCCAGCACUGAAGUGUGGAUAGCAACGCCCUAGUGAUGAGUUCAGCCAAAUGGGUCACUCCGUGUUUGCUCUGCCUUCCUUCAACAAUCCAUCUUGGUGUCUCACGUCUUGCCAGCCAACACAGAGAUGGACGUCCGACCAUGUCAAUAGGGAUGAGGGCGUCUUCAUUUUUUUUCUAACUUUGCUAACAAGAUCUUGUCAUGUUUCCAACGUGACCUGGGCCAUUUUGUAUCCUAUAUCUGACUUUUUCCAACCUCCUUUCAGGACAUAUCAAUUUCUUUCGCUUACUCUUUUAGCACUUAAAAAAAGUAAUAUAUAAUCUAUCUCUUUCUCUCCCUCUUUUGCUCUCAAAGGAUAAAUCACUACCAACAGAAGCUGCAGUCGCUGUACUUCAAAAAGAAGUUUGCAGAGACGAUUGCCGGGAUCAAACCCAAAGUAGAAGGUGUGUGUGAUUGUGUGGGGCUUCUUGGCAAACCCUUACAUAAAAAAACUCAAACACAAUGAGGUCCGCUGUAUCCACACAUACAUACAUACAUGUGAAGUACCCUACCCUACAGUUCAGGUGUCUUUUUUGUUUGGCUCACGUGUUUCUUCCCUCUUCAGCUCUGAUCAAGGCCUCCAAAGAGGUGCUGCACAGCCGCAAUCUGAAGCAGCUGCUGGAGGUGGUGCUGGCCUUUGGUAACUACAUGAACAAAGGCCAGAGGGGCAAUGCCUAUGGCUUCAAAGUGUCCUCGCUCAACAAGAUCGCAGACACAAAGUCCAGCAUAGACAAGUAAGAGGAAGAACUGUGAUUCAAAUUACGAGUGUGAUUCAUGCUGUAGUGAUACAGUCUAUGGAGCAACCUGUUUGCAUGUGUUGUCUGGAGUGGUGUCAUGAUAUGGGUGUGUGCAUAUGUGGCCCAUGCUGUGGUACUAGUGCUGUAAGUAUUGUCUAUGCACAUGCAGGAACAUCACCCUCCUCCACUACCUGAUCACCAUCCUGGAGAAGAAGUACCCCAAAGUCAUGAUGUUCCAAGAGGACCUGCAGAGUGUGCCGGAAGCCGCAAAAGUCAAGUAGGUCGAGCCACAAAGACACCCUCCACAUGUACAGCUCACCAGUGUUUACAUUUAUGGGCCCUUGCUGUCUACUCUCGUUAAAUGUCUUUAGGAAAUGGUUUUCUGUGGUCUAUCAGUCCCAUUGAGUUAAAAUUCACCCUGUAGGUCGCACAAGCCAUUGUAGACACUGCUACAGCACAAACUUCUCAAUGCUGCCAACUGGGAUUUGGGGGAACAGUUGUUCAGAAUGUUUCCUUAGCAUUUGCCUUAAAGGCGGAGAUGAUUAGUGAAGAUAAGCUAAUAUAAUACUGUAUAUACACUGAGUGUACAAAACAUUAUGAACACCUGCUCUUUCUAUGACAUAGACUGACCAGGUCAAUCCAGGUGAAAGCUAUGAUCCCUUAUUGAAGUCACUUGUUAAAUUCACUUCAAUCAGUUUAGAUGAAUGGGAGGAGACAGGUUAAAUAAGGAUUUUUAAGCCUUGAGAUAAUUGAGACAUGGAUUGUGUAUGUGUGACAUUGAGGGUGAAUGGGCAAGACAAAAUAUUUAAGUGCCUUUGAACGGAGUAUGGUAGUAGGUGCCAGGCGCAUCGGUUUGAGUGUGUCAAGAACUGCAACACUGCUGGGUUUUUCACGCUCAACAGUUUAUUGUGUGUAUCAAGAAUGGUCCACCACCCAAAGGGCAUCCAGCCAACUUGACAGAACUGUGGGAAGCAUUGGAGUCAACAUGGGCCAGCAUCCCUGUGGAACGCUUUCGACAUCUUGUAGAGUCCAUGGCCCAACGAAUUGAGGCUGUUCUGAGGGCAAAAGGGAGGGGUGCAACUCAAUAUUAGGAAGGUGUCCUUAAUGUUUUGUACUCUGUGUAUAUACCAUUUAGCAGACGCUUUAAUCCACAUUUUACGUGUGGGUGGUCCUGGGAAUCGAACCCACCUCCCUGGCAUUACAAGCGCUAUUGUUCUGCCAACUGAGCUACAAAGCUACUCUUACCAUAAAAAUUGUGUGGUGAGCUUCCAGCACCUUUGUGGCUGCAUAACUAGCAUCAGAUCCAUUAAUUUAUUCUGUAAGGUCCCUCAGUCGAGCAGUGAAUUUCACACAGAUUCAACCACAAAGACCAGGGAGUUUUCCAAUGCCUCGCAAAGAAGGGCACCUAUUGGUAGAUAAAAAUACAUUUUAAAUAAAAAAGCUGACAUUUAAUAUCCCUUUGAUCAUGGUGAAGUUAAUAAUUACACUUUGGAUGGUGUAUCAAUACACCCAGUCACUACAAAGAUACAGGCGUCCUUCCUAACUCAGUUGCUGGAGUGGAAGGAAACCGCUCAGGGAAUUUCACCAUGAGGCUGAUAGUGACUUUAAAACAGUUAGAGUUUAAUGGCUGUGAUAGGAGAAAAAUGAGGAUGGAUCAACAACAAAUAUUCUAAAACAUGCAGGCACUAAAGUAAAACUUUAAAUGUGGCAAAGAAAUUAACUUUACGUCCUGAAUACAAAGCGGUUUGUUUGGGGCAAGUCCAACACAUCAUUGAGUACCACUCUUCAUAUUUUCAAGCAUAGUGGUGGCAGCAUCAUGUUAUGGGUAUGCUUGUCAUCAGCAAGGACUACAGAGUUUUUUUUGGGAUAAAAAUAAACGGAAUAGAGCUAAGCACAGGCAAAAUCCUAGAUGAAAACCUGGUUCAGUCUGCUUUCCAACAGACACUGGGAGACAAAUUAACCUUUCAGCAGGUCAAUAACCAAAAACACAAGGCCAAAUAUACACUGGAGUUACUUACCAAGAUGACAUUGAAAGUUCCUGAGUGGCCUAGGUACACUUUUGACUUAAAUCGGCUUGAAAAUCUAUGGCAAGACUUGAAAAUGAUUGUCUUGACAAAGCUUGAAGAAUUUAAAGAAAAGAAUGUGCAAAUAUUGUACAAUUCAGGUGUGCAAAGCACUUAGAUGCUUACCCAGAAAGGGGUUGAAUAUAUUAGUUUUAUUUUUCAUAUAUAGUUUUUUACAAAUGUUAGAAUUUUUCUUCUACUUUGACAUUACAGAGUAUUUUGUGUAGAUCAUUGACAAAAAAUGAAAAUUAAAUCAAUUUUAAUCCCACCUUGUAACACAACAAAAUGUGGAAAAAGUCAAGGGGUUUGAAUACUUUCUGAAGGCACAGUAGCUGUGUGUAUAAGCUUACGCCCAGCACAGCUUUCAUUGUAGUAAGGUAAUGAGGCGAGAGGCGAUUGUAGUAGAAAAGUUUGAAUGUAUCAUCAGCGUGUGUCAGUGAAUGGGCUUUUUUACUACUGGGCCUAUGAGUCAGCCUAGCGUCAUCUAAGCAUGUGCUGCCUCUUUUAGCCCCGAGGAACGGAUGUGUGUGUGUGUGUGUGUGUGUGUGAUUGGAUCAGUUGCACUCCAUAAUGCUUCAAUAGUAGAUAUCUGAAGUAAUGGCUCUUUUGAACACACACACACACUCACUGAUGUCAUUCCAUGUGACUGUGUGUAGUAGAAACCUACAAAAAGCGUUUUUCCUCAUUCACUCAUAGAACUCGUGAGCAGUGUUCUGUAAGACUCAGACUACACCACACACAAGUCGUCCAGGUCCUGAGGCAGCAAAGCAUCCCCUAAACCAUCACACUACCACCACCAUGCUUGACCGUUGGUAUAAGGUUUCCUACUGUGGAAUGCACUGUUUGGUUUUCGCCAGCCAUAAUCGGACCCAUGUCGUCCAACAACGUAUACUUUUGACUCAUCUGUCCAUAGAACUUGAGUCUUGAUGAUCAUCCAGGUGCAUCCAAGUGCUUCCAAGUGCUUUUUGGCAAACUUUAGUCAACUUUUUGGACGAGAUGGUUCCCAAUAUGUCUGGCAAAAACCAAAAACACAGCAUUCCACAGAAAGAACCUCAUACCAAUGGUCAAGCAUGGUGGUGGUAGUGUGAUAGUUUGAGGAUGCUUUAAUGCCUCAGAACCUGGAUGACUUGCCUUAAUAGAAGGAACCAUGAAUUCUGCUCUGUAUCAGAAAAUUCUACAGCAGAAUAUCAGGCCAUCCGUCUGUGAGCUGAAGCUGAAGCGCAGCUGGGUCAUGCAGCAAGACAAUGAUCCAAAACACACAAUCAAGUCUACAUGAAAAUGGUCCAAACGUAAUCCCAAUUGAGAUGUUGUGGCAGGACUUGAAACAAGCAGUUCCUGUUUGAAAACCCACAAAUGUCACUUAGUUAAAGCAGUUCUGCAUGCAAGUGUGCCAAGAUUCCUCCACAGCGAUGUGAGGGAUUGAUCAACAACUACAGGAAGCAUUUGGUUGCAGUCAUUGCAGCUAAAGGUGGCACAACCAGUUAUUGAGUGUAAGGGGGCAAUUUAAUUUUCCACACAGGGGAAUUGGGUGUUGCAUAACUUUGUUAAUUAAAUAAAUAAAAUAAGUAUACAUUUUUGUUAUUCGGAAACUCAGGUUCCCUUUAUCUAAUAUUAGGGUUUGGUUGAAGAUCUGAUAACAUUCAGUAUCAAAAAUGUGCAAAAAUAGAGAAAAUCAGAAAGUGGGCAAAUACUUUUUCACUGCACUGUAUUUCUAGAUUGAAACAGUUCUAACUAGGGUAACACCAUGGAUGUGAAAAACACUGUUUAGUUGGUAGUGUGAUGUUGUGUGAGAACUUUUUGUGAGAACAAGCUUUGCAAUUGAAGAGCUCUCUUGACGAUUUAACCUAUCUCUCUCUUUCCCUCUAUCUCUCUCUCUCCCUCUAUCUCUCUCUCUCUCCCUCUCUCUCCCUCUCUCUCUCUCUCUUUCCCUCUAUCUCUCUCUCUCCCUCUCUCUCUCUCUCUUUCCCUCUAUCUCUCUCUCUCCCUCUAUCUCUCUCUCUCUCCCUCUAUCUCUCUCUCCCUCUCUCUCUCUCUCUCUCCCUCUCUCUCUCUCUCUCCCUCUAUCUCUCUCUCUCCCUCUAUCUCUCUCUCUCCUUCUCACUGUAGCAUGACUGAGCUGGAAAAGGAAAUCAAUAACUUGCGCAGUGGCUUGAAAAACGUUGAGAGUGUGAGUACAGUAAUUGGCCCGGUCUUCAUCCUAAUUCCCUUGCUGUCGUCUCAUUUUCUACCAAUCCACACGUUUUCUUCAUUCAUGACCCUUUUCAAUUUUUCUCUUACUUUCUUUCUCUUGUCCUCUUUCUCUUGUCCUCUUUCUCUUGGUCUCUAUGAUUUUGUUUUCUCAAUUCCUAGUACGUCACUCCCAAUGGAAUGUGGAUCAGGUUGGGGUCAAUUCUAUUUCUAUUCCAGUCAAUUCAGAAAGUACACCAAAUUCCAAUUCCACAUGUUCCUCAGUGAAAAGUAUUGACGAGAAUCGGAUUUUCAGUCUACUUUCUGAAUUUACUGGAAUUGAAAUGGAAGUAAUAAUAGCUGUAGUCAGUAGCAACCCUGAUGUGGACUAUCCUGCCACCAAGGCAACCACUGAAUAUUCUCCCAGGUAUCAUAGUCCACAUCAUUGACAGACCUAAAGGCAAGAGAUUGUUUUGCUUGAGAGCAAAUUUAACAGAGCAAUUGGAAAAGUAAGCUGGAAUUCUAGGGAUAUCACUUCUAAUUAUAAAAAGGUAAAAAAGCAAACAAUGGGUGACCAAGUUAGUUGCACAUUUUUUCCCCUCUGCUCUUUCACUCACUUUUGCUCUCUCUCUCUCUCUCUCUCUCUCUCUCUCUCUCUCUCUCUCUCACUCUCUCAAUGUCCUUUUCUUUUCUUCCGCUCUGUCAGGAGUUGGAGUUUCAGAAGAAGCGGCCCCAGGAGGUGGGCGAUAAGUAUGUGUCAGUGGUGAGCCAGUUCAUCACUGUGGCCAGCUUCAGCUUCUCGGAUGUGGAGGAUUCUCUCACCGAAGCCAAAGAGCUGGUGAGUGUGUGUGUGUGUUUUUAUAGGGCCAUGUGGGAGUCUAAGAAGCUGUGCUUCCAUAUCCAUGCCUACAUGUAUAUCUGACUGAGUGUGCCAGUCUUUAGUCUCUGAUUGUGUUAGGGGAGUUUGUAUGCGUGCCGUGUGUGCUGCAGAUUAGGGCUGCCUCAGUUUCCUCAUAAGGUACAGUAGCUGUUGAAACAGGCCUCCGUGACCCCUCUGGCCACCCCCUGCGAGGUGUGAGAGUAACAUCAGCACAAGGCAUGCUGGGAGCUUCCUGUGCUGCCGCCCCUGGCUUCAUUAUUGGUCCCUACGGGGCCUCAAGAGACUGGGAGAGGAAACACGCCUGGAAAUGCUGGCUCCGGCUCCAAUUAAACUGUUGCAUUUUUCUAUAACAUGCAAAAUUGUGCACUUUUUUAAAAGUAUGCUUUGAGAUGCUAUAGAGAUUUUAUGUUUGCUUGCAGAUGUUAAAUAUGGUGAGGCGGUGCUGUGCGGAUCCUCAGGCCACAGAAUAUCUCUGGUUGUAGUGAGCCAUAUACACAGGACCCAAACAGACCCAAAAUGCCCCUCUCCCCCAACCCCAUCACACCACCCACCGGCACCUGUAGCGUUGCAUGCCCCAUAUGGCAGCGAUGAACUCGCAUCAAAGGCAUAGUGGGAAGAGCAAAGUUACAGGACCCCCCCCAGGUGCCCCCCACUUCACCCCAUACACAACAACAAACACACACGCACACAGUUCUCAUUUCUGCCCUAGGCCCAGGUUCACCAGCUGUAAUCAGUAGCACAUGAAAUGUAAGUUAAUGAGGGCUUCAAAGCCUUGCUACUGCUGCUCAGCUACCAAGGGAGCAGGACAUCACUGUUUUACAGUAGAACAGGACCCUAACCCCCACUGUCGUUGUUGUGUUUGUUGGUUUCAAACCCUAGCAUUAGAAGGCUUCCUUCCUUCCUUUUAAUGACGUGUUAAUAAUAUGACACCAAACACAUAUAAUCAAGGUAGUGGGUCAAAGAAGAGGAGCUGACACUACUACAGACUCAUUUACUGUCGUUAUAUGUCUGGAGAAUCCGCACUGUUCUCAAUUUCCUAACCCACAACAAUUAACUCCUGGUUACAUGGUUAGGACUUGUUUUGUCCUUUUGGUUUUUGCAAGCUAUGCUCAAUGCAGUUGUUUGUGAUGGGUGGUUGUUCUGUGUGGUUACAGUUGUUGUUGUUCUGAAUAAAUGACAGUAUGUCUUUCUAGUAGUUGUUCUGUGUGUGUCUGUGCGUUGGUUGGUUGGUUGGUUGGUUGCAAAGCGCUGGCGUUUAUUUUGGCCCUGCUGCUGCAUCAUAAAGCUGAUAAACGGUUUGCCGUAAUGGUACUGUCGUUGAUUCUGUAGUAACAUCCUCUGAUAACGCAGGUCACACUGAUUUAAACACGUCUUGGGAAACCAAGCUCCGAUGUAGAUACAGUAUAUUCUACUAUGGUCAAUAUACUCACAUUUCUUCUCUGGUCAAUAUACUCACCUUUCUUCUACAAUGCUCUCAUUGGUAUUGUAAACCAAUGUUUGGCCAAGAACAAAUGCCUGUGUGGAUCAGAAAUAACUAUACACACACUACCAGAAAUAGCAGUACUUAAAGUCAGAACAUAUAGCCAGAAAUGGCUGUAUGUUCACAUUGUUCUCGGGUCAGAGGUGGUUGCAGUAAAAAACAGUUCUAGGGCCAGUGAAUGUUUUAGUGAAUCUCUUCUCAAUCCCACAGUUCCUGAGGGCGGUGAAGCAUUUUGGUGAAGAUGCCGGGAAGAUGCAGCCGGACGAGUUCUUUGGCAUUUUCGACCAGUUUCUGGUGUCGUUCGCUGAGGCGCGUCAGGAAAAUGAGAAUAUGCGCCGACGCAAGGAUGAGGAGGAGCGCAGGGCAAAGAUGGAGGCUCAGGUGUGUACAUACCUGCUAAUCCUGAAUUUAAUUCAGAAUUCCCCUGACAAUUCUCCCUUAUUUCAAAAUCUGUGUGCAGUAUUGAUGUCGCAUUUAGUGCUAAAGAUCGCAACCUCAUUUCAUUAUGGAUUUAAGUUACAGCUGUAAGGGUGAACAUCACAUUAUCACAACCAAUAAUUACAAUUUUAUUACAUCAGAUAUGUCCCCAGGGCAAUUUUCAGAUUUUACAUUUUCCCUCAAAAGUGGUCUUGAGUCUUACCAAUUUCAUAUUCCAUGGCAUUUGCUGAUUAGAUUGCAUAACAUGCAUUAGGAGAGAUCUGUAGGAAUAUAUUUCAGAUGAAUGGGAAAGAAUGGUCCCAUCCAAAAUCAGCUUGCCCGCUUUGAGUCCUUCAACCUGUUCAUCUGGCAAAAAGCCUGAUGUGUCCUUUCAUUCAAGUACAGAAAUCAGAUAAAAUGCUCAAUUAGAUUAAGAAAUGUGCGUCAUGCACAGAAUGAUUGAACAUCAGUCUUUUUCAUCAGGAUAUUGGGCUGGAUAUGUUGGCACUCCUGGUACAAGCCUUGCUCUUGGCUGGUACAAGCCUGGCACACAAGCCCAUUUGCUUGUGAACACACUCGACAAUGGCUAAACUAGCUACAUCCAAACGUCCCAUGGCUCAAGAUCAUAUUGGCAUGUUUAAUGCCAGUUUGACUGAUACAUGGCAUGUAGUCAAUAUGCAGAACACAAGGUUGACAGGUGGAAAUGAGGUGCUUUUUGGAAAAUAUCACAUCAGCUUUUGUUGUUACACCAUUUUACCAAUACCCCUUUUUCGUCCCCCAUAUCUUUCUGUCUUUCCUGUCAUGAUCUCGCCAUAUUUCCACCUACCCUACGUUUCUGUCUCUCUCGCUCUCUUAGCUGAAGGAGCAGAGAGAGAAGGAGCGGAAGGCACGGAAAGCGAAGCCCAGCGGCGAGGACGACGGCGGAGAGUUUGACGACCUGGUGUCGGCACUGCGCUCCGGCGAGGUCUUCGACAAGGACCUGUCCAAGAUGAAACGCAACCGCAAGCGCAUCAACAGCCAGCCAGAUACUGGCAGGGAGCGGCCAGUCACCAAGCUCAACUUCUGA